Molecule: messenger RNA, 88881 nt
Organism: Archocentrus centrarchus (flier cichlid)
Lineage: Eukaryota; Metazoa; Chordata; Actinopteri; Cichliformes; Cichlidae
Gene: ttn.2
Product: titin, tandem duplicate 2
Exons: 245
Coding region: 1-87834 (29277 amino acids)
Biological process (GO): cardiac muscle tissue development; sarcomere organization; protein phosphorylation
Cellular component (GO): M band
Molecular function (GO): protein binding; protein kinase activity; ATP binding
Source: RefSeq, a predicted model, not a curated record
AUGUCAACACAGGCACCGACAUUCACACAGCCGCUACAGAGCAUCGUGGCACUUGAGGGUAGUGCUGCGACGUUCGAGGCUCAAGUUAGUGGUUCUCCAGUUCCUGAGGUGAGCUGGUUUCGCGAUGGCCAGGUUCUUUCCACUGCUGCUCUGCCCGGCAUGCAAAUCUCGUUCAGCGAUGGCCGUGCUGUUCUGAGGAUCCCUGCUGUGACUGCCGCACACAGUGGAAGAUUUUCAGUCAGAGCCACCAACGGAGCUGGACAAGCCACAAGCACUGCCGAACUCCUCGUUACAGUGGAGACGGCACCUCCAAACUUCCUUCAAAGACUUCAGAGUUUGACAGUGAGACAAGGCAGCCAGGUGAGGCUGGACGUGAGAGUGACAGGAAUCCCAGCACCAGUGGUAAAGUUCUACAGAGAAGGGGCUGAGAUCCAGAGCUCCACUGACUUCAGGAUUCUCCAAGCUGGGGACCUGUACAGUCUGCUGAUUGCUGAAGCCUUCCCAGAGGAUUCGGGAACAUAUUCUGUCACCGCCACCAACAGCAGCGGACGGGCCACCUCCACCGCUGAACUGCUAGUUCAGAGCGAGGAAGCUGUACCAGCAAAGAAAUCCAAGACUAUUGUGUCCACAUCCCAAAUAGCGACUUCCCAGGCCAGAAUUCAGAGGAAGAUGGAGGCCAGUUUCCAGGCCACCACCAUGAGAGAGGUGCGUGGAGAAGAAGGAAUGAUGACUCAGCAUUUGGCUCAUAAAACCCCUCCGCGGGUUCCCCCAAAGCCGACCUCCAAGUCCCCACCGUCCUUUGUUUCCAAGGUGACGGGAGGACGUCAGCAGUCACCUUCACCUGUCAGACACGUGAAAGGGCCGACACCUACACCUGUCAGACCCGUAUCUCCCUCCACCAGACUGUCUGUCUCUCCCAUCCGACCAGUCAAGUCUCCUGUAAUGACCAGGAAACAGGUAUCUACCUCUGCAGAGGUUCUGCCACCCUGGAAACAGGGAGACUACGCAACUGAAGCAAGCUAUACCAGCAUGACUAGCAUGACCAGUGUUAGCAGCUCCACCCAACUUCAUAUGGAGAAACACUGGGAGCAGCAGGUGGCUGCCACCAGAGAGGAGGUGGUUGUCGUGCCUACAAGAGCCCAGGAACCUGUUGUUCCACCCACUCUUACUGCUGGACUAAAGAACCUGACCGUGACAGAAGGUGAAUCAGUGACCCUGGAAUGCAAGAUCAGCGGACACCCUUCUCCCGUUGUCAUCUGGUUCAGGGAGGACUACAAGAUUGAGAGCUCCAUCGACUUCCAGAUCAGCUACGAGGAUGGAUUUGCCAGGCUGAUUAUCCGUGAGGCAUUUGCUGAAGACAGUGGCCGGUUUACCUGCACUGCCACCAACGAAGCAGGAACCGUGAGCACCUCCUGCUAUUUGCUCGUCAAAGUUUCAGAAGAAAUUGACAGCAGAGAGGAAACAACUGUCACACAAAUUGGAAUCACACAAGCAAAAAUCGUUAGUGUUGAAACAAAGGAGCAGAUAGUGACAGAGGUGAGUGCAGGAGAGUCCGCAGCUCCUUUCUUCAUCAAGAAACCCACCGUACAGAAGCUAGUGGAGGGAGGAAGUGUUGUAUUUGAAUGCCAGGUCGGAGGAAAUCCAAAACCUCACAUUAUCUGGAAGAAGAAUGGUGUGCUACUUACCACAGGAUACAGAUACAAAGUUGUCUACAAGAAGGAGACUGGAGAAUGUAAACUGGAGAUUUCCAUGACCUUUGCUGAUGAUGCAGGAGAAUACUCCAUCUUUGCUAAGAAUCCCCAGGGAGAAGCCUCGGCCUCCACCAGCCUGCUGGAGGAAGAGGAAUACGAAGCAUAUAUGAAGCAGCUUGAUGUGACACAUAGAACUGAAGUGACUACGACAGUGGUUCAGGAACCCUCUGUGGUCCUGAGUCAGUAUGAACUGGAACAGAGGAGGGUAAUGGCCCCCGCAAGUUUUGUCUCAGAAACGGAAUUCCUUAUUUCAGCCUUUGAAGAAAGGAUAAUCCAGGAGAUUGAACUGUGUAUCAUGAGAAUCACCUACAGAGAGCUUGUGGCAGAGGAUGGAGAGCUGGUAGUGACCGUAGCAGAUGAGGAGGCAGUGCAGCCAGCCAUUGACACACCUGUGAAAAACUACAGGAUCAUGGAGGGAAUGGGAGUCACCUUCCACUGCAAGAUGGCUGGAAAACCACUGCCGAAGAUUGCCUGGUACAAAGAUGGCCAGCGCAUCAGGCCCGGUGGCCAUUACCAGAUGGAAGUUCUUCAGGAUGGACGAGCAAGCCUUCGUCUCCCUGUGGUGCUACCAGAGGAUGAAGGCGUGUACACUGCUUUUGCCACCAACAUGAAGGGAAAUGCCGUCAGCUCUGGGAAGCUUUAUGUGGAGCCAUCCGGAACUGUAACACCACAGAGAGCCACACCACAGCCAGCAGUACAGAGGAUAAGAUCCACAUCUCCUUGUUCUCUGAGUCGCUCACCAGGCCGUUCUUCCAGCCGAUCUCCUGGACGUUCUCCGGCCCGCCGACUUGACGAGACAGAUGAGGCUCAGCUCGAAAGGCUGUACAAGCCUGUAUUUGUAAUGAAACCCUCCUCAAUCAAAUGUUCUGAGGGGCAAACUGCCAGAUUUGAUUUGAAGGUUGUUGGCAGGCCAAUGCCCGACACAUACUGGUUCCACAAUGGACAACAAGUGGUCAGUGAUUACACCCACAAGAUAGUGAUUAAAGAGGAUGGUACUCAGUCCCUGAUCAUUGUCCCAGCCAUGCCACAAGACUCUGGAGAGUGGACGGUUGUCGCUCACAACAGAGCUGGACGGACGUCUCUUACUGUAACUCUUACUGUUGACGCUCAAGAAAGCGUGGCACGUCCUCAGUUUGUUGAAAAGCUGAAAAACAUCACUGUAAAGCAGGGCACACUGGUUGAGUUGGCUGUCAAAGCCAUUGGAAAUCCCCUGCCAGACAUCGUGUGGCUAAAAAACAGUGACAUUAUCACCCCUCACAAGCACCCACAUAUCAAGAUUGAUGGCACCAAAGGAGAAGCCAAAUUCCAGAUUCCAUCUGCUUCAGGCUCAGACAGUGCCUGGUACACUGCUACAGCCAUCAACAAGGCUGGAAGAGACACCACUCGCUGCAGAGUCAAUGUUGAGGUGGAUUUCACUGCCCCUCAAACCGAGAGGAAGCUCAUUAUUCCUAAAGGAACCUAUAAAGCUAAAGAGAUCGCCGCGCCCGAAUUGGAGCCGCUUCAUUUGCGAUAUGGUCAAGAGCAGUGGGAAGAGGGUGAUCUUUAUGACAAAGAGAAGCAACAGAAACCACAAUUCAAGAAGAAGCUGACAUCUAUCAGAAUGAAACGUUUUGGACCGGCUCACUUUGAGUGUAGACUAACCCCUAUUGGUGACCCCACUAUGGUAGUAGAGUGGCUCCAUGAUGGCAAACCUCUGGCUGCUGCUAACAGGUUGCACAUGGUCAGUGAAUUUGGCUACUGCAGCCUUGACUAUGAAGUUGCUUAUGCCAGGGACAGCGGAGUUAUUACUUGCAGAGCCACAAAUAAAUUUGGAGUUGACCAGACAUCAGCCACCCUGAUCGUCAAGGAUGAGAAGGGACUUGUUGAGGAAACACAACUUCCUGAAGGCAGGAAGGGACCAUAUAGAAUGGAUGAGAUUGAACGCAUGGCUCAUGAGGGAGGACCUGCAGGAGUCAGCGCUGAUGAGGAAUCUGAGAAGACAAAACCUGAUAUCGUCUUGCUUCCUGAACCAGCAAGAGUGCUAGAAGGUGACAUAGCACGAUUCCGCUGCAGAGUAACUGGUUAUCCAGCACCAAAAGUUAACUGGUACCUCAAUGGACAACUUAUCCGCAAAAGCAAGAGAUACAGACUUCGUUAUGAUGGUAUUUACUAUUUGGAGAUCGUAGACAUCAAGUCCUAUGAUUCAGGAGAGGUUAGGGUGGUUGCUGACAAUCCUUUAGGCACAGCUGAGCACACAGUGAAACUAGAGAUCCAACAGAAAGAGGACUUUAGAUCUGUCCUGCGUCGUGCUCCAGAACCAAAACUUGCAGAGGCUGCACAUGAGCCUGGCAGGAUUGGAUUUGAUGUUGUGAAGGUAGACCGACCUGGCGAGGCUUCACAAGACAGGGAAGUUGUUAAGCUGCGUAAGACACAGAGAAUUGUUCGUGAAAAAACUUCAGAGGAGUCUGAAGAACUGAAGAGCAAGUUCAAGCGCAGAACAGAGGAGGGUUUCUAUGAGUCCAUCUCUGCUGUAGAGCUUAAGUCUCGCAAGAGGGAUGAUUCUUAUGAAGACCUAUUGAAGAAGACUAAGGAGGAGCUGCUCCAUCACAUGAAAGAGAAGGAAGAAGCUGAAAGGAAGAAGAUGGAGGAACAGGGUAAAGUUACAAUCCCCACAAUAAAACCUGAACGGGUCCAGCUCUCUCCCAGCAUGGAGGCACCCAAGAUCCUGGAACGCAUUGCAAGCAAGACUGUUGCACCAAUGGAUGAGGUUCGUUUCAGAGUCAGAGUAGUUGGUAGACCAGAACCUGAGUGUCAGUGGUUCAAGAAUGGCAUUCAGCUGGAAAAGUCUGACCGUAUUUACUGGUACUGGCCUGAGGAUCAUGUAUGUGAAUUGGUCAUAAGAGAUGUCACAGCACAUGAUUCUGCUAGCAUCAUGGUUAAGGCCAUGAAUAUCGCCGGGGAGUCCUCAAGCCAUGCUUUCCUGCUUGUGCAAGCCAAGGCAGCAGUUAGCUUUACCCAAAACUUGGAGGAUGCAAGCGCCAAGGAGAAGGAUACCAUGGUGACCUUUGAGUGUGAAACCAAUGAACCAUUUGUCAAAGUCAAAUGGCUUAAGCACAACACUGAGAUCUUCUCAGGAGACAAAUACAGAAUGCACUCUGACAGAAAGGUCCACUUCCUCUCUGUGCUAAUGAUUGAAAUGAGGGAUGAUGCAGAAUACACCUGUGUGAUUGCAGAUGAUGAGAACAUUAGGACGAGUGCAAGGCUUCAUGUAGAAGGUGCUGCUCUGGAGCUCAUCAAACACAUGGAGAACAUUGAGGUACCAGAAACCUAUGCUGGAGAGUUUGAGGUUGAGUUAUCUCGUGAAGAUGUUGAGGGCAGCUGGUUCUUUGGAGACAAAGAGCUCUUACUCAGCAGUAAAUACGUCAUAUCCUCCCGUCGAGGAAGACACACAUUGUCCAUCAAGGAUGUCAGGAAAGAGGACCAGGGAAAAUAUACUUUUGUAUGUGGAGACCUGAAGACCAGUGCCUCACUAAAAAUGAAAUUGCGUCCAGUUACACUGAUGCAGCCCCUGACUGAUCUGACUGUCUGUGAGGGUGAUAUCGCUCAGUUGGAGGUUAGAUUCUCACAAGAGAAUGUUGAGGGAACCUGGAUGAAGAAUGGCCAGGUCAUAUCCGCCUCAGACCGUGUUCACAUUGUCAUUGACAAACUUGUUCACAAGCUGCUGGUGGAGAAUGUCAGCACAGAAGAUGCUGCCACUUACUCGUUUGUGGUUCCUGCCCAGGAUAUCUCCACCUCAGGCAAACUCAAUGUUCAAACUAUUGAAAUCGUGGUGCCACUGAAGGAUGUAUCCUCCAUUGAAGGCACAAAAGCUGUCCUGGAGGCUAAGAUCUCAGCUCAGGACAUCAGCUCUGUUAAAUGGUACCAUAAUGACAAACUGUUGAUGCCCAGCGACCGAAUCCAGAUGGUGGCAAAGGGAGCAAAGCAGCGUCUGGUCUUCACCAGAACCUAUGCAUCUGAUCAAGGUCGGUACAGACUAGUGGUUGGAACGGUUGACACCAGCUGCAGCUUCACUGUUGAAGAGGUACACAUUGUGCAGCACAUGGAGGACAAAGUGUGUUCAGAGUCCCAGAACGUUACCUUCAAUGUUGAGGUUUCUCAUCCUGGAAUUGACUCAGUCUGGACAUUCAGGAACCAGCAAGUCAAAUCUGGACCCAAAUCCAAGAUUGAGUGCAAAGGGAAGGCUCACUGUCUGACAAUCAUUGAUGCCAUGAAAGAUGAGGAGGGACAGUACAUGUUCCAUGCUGGCGAAAAAACAUCCAGUGCCAAGCUUACUGUCUCUGGUGGAGCCAUCACACGGCCCCUGCAGGACGUGACAGUGGCAGAGUCUCAGACUGCUACGUUUGAGUGUGAAGUUGCCAAUGCCAGUGCUGAGGGCCAGUGGCUUAAGGAGGGCCAACCCAUGGACUUCAAUGAGAAUGUGGUGAGUGAGGUGAAUGGAGCCAUCAGGCGCCUCGUCAUCAUCAUUACCAGGCCACAGGAUGUCGGAGAAUAUACCUACCAGGUGGCCAACUCCAAAACUACAGCUAAUCUCAGGGUGGAGGCGGUGAAGAUCAAGAAGACUCUGCGGAACCAGACUGUGACGGAGACCCAGGAAGCAGUGUUCACGUUGGAGCUCACCCACCCGGAUGUGAAAGGAUCCCAGUGGAUUAAGAACGGUGUUGAACUGCAAAACAGCGAAAAGUAUGAGAUCAUCUCCAGUGGCUUGGUCCAAACACUGAAGAUCAAGGAGUGCAACAUCCAGGAUGAGUCGGUUUAUUCCUUCAAGCUGGGAAAACUGUCUGCCAAUGCCAGACUCAAUGUAGAGACAAUCAAAAUUGUGAAGAAGAUAAAGGAUGUGACCUCUCUGCUGGAUGGCACAGCCUCCUUUGAAAUGAGCCUCUCACAUGAUAACAUCCCUGUUAGGUGGAUGUUUAAAGGGAUGGAGCUGAAAUCCAGUGAGAAGUGCAAGAUUCUGUCUGAGAGAAAAGCACACAAACUCGUCCUGCAGAACGUGGACAGCAGCAACGCAGGAGAGUACACGGCUGUGGUCGGACACCUGCAGUGCAGCGCCGUGCUCACUGUGGAGGCUCUGCGGGUAACUAAACCCAUGAAAAGUGUGGAGGUCCCAGAAACUCAGGUGGCCACAUUUGAGUGUGAAGUUUCCCAUUUCAAUGUGCCAUCCACCUGGCUGAAGAACGGUGUGGAGAUCGAGAUGAGUGAGAAAUUCAGGAUUGUGGUUCAGGGAAAACUCCAUCAGCUGAAGAUCAUGAACACCAGCAGGGACGACUCUGCAGAGUACACCUUCAUCUGUGGGAACGACCGAGUGUCUGCAACUCUUACCGUCAACCCUGUCCUGAUCACCUCCAUGCUAAAAGACCUAAAUGCUCAAGAGAGAGACACUAUCACCUUUGAGGUCACCGUCAACUGUGAGGGCAUCACCUACAAAUGGCUGAAGAACGGUGUGGAGGUCAAAUCAUCGGACAGAUGUCAGGUCCGCAGUCGGCAGCUCACACACUCACUCACCAUCCGAAACGUCCACUUUGGAGAUGGAGGAGAGUACAAGUUUGUGGCCGGCUCUGCUGCCACCUCUGCUAAUCUCGUCGUUGAAGCUCGUGUGAUCGAAUUCACCAAGAAGAUCAAGGACAUAAAGAUCACAGAGAAAAAGAAGGCAGUUUUUGAGUGUGAGGUUUCUGAACCAAACAUCCAGGUGAUGUGGAUGAAGGACGGUCAGGAGCUGGACAUGUCUGAGGAAAGGUACAUCGUGACAGCAGAGAAGUAUGUUCACCGCCUUAUGAUCCAGACGGUUCGAAUGUCUGAUGCUGGAGAAUAUUCAGUGGUGGCUGGAUCAAGCGUCUCCAAGGCCCAGCUUACUGUGGAGGGUCGCGACAUCCGGAUCUCUGAACCUGCUGAACGGGAAAUAGUGGUUCUGGAGAAACACCGUGCAACAUUGGAGUUCGAAGUGAAUGAAGAAGAUGUCGAGGGUCGCUGGCUGAGGAACGGGGUGGAGAUCCAGUUUUCAGUGGAGGACAGGUUUAACUAUGUGACCAUCAGGAAGCUGCAUCGACUCACCAUCUCAGAGACCUACAGGAGUGAUGCUGGCGAGUACACUUUCAUCGCUGGAAAAAACAGGAGUACCAUGCAACUUCGAGUCAACAUCCCUGAGCCUCCUCAGAUCCUCCGCCACAUGGAGCCCCAGUCGGUGGAGGCUGGAAAACCUGCUCGCUUCUCAGUGCAGGUGAGCGGCGUUCCCCAGCCGCAGGUUUUCUGGUACAAAAACUCCCAGGCUCUCUCCCCCGGCUUCAAGUGCAAGCUCCUGCAUGACGGCAAUGAACACACACUACUACUAAUCGAGGUCUUUCCCGAAGACGCUGCUGUCUAUGACUUUGAGGCCAAGAACGAGCACGGCACUGCCACAAGCAGUGCAACACUCAAUGUUGAAGUGUCAGAGGUGGUUUCUCCAGACUCCAGUGCUACUGUUGCUCCACCUGUUGUCAUCUCACCCAUUACCAGCACUUCAGCUCACGAGGGAGAACCCGCUUGCUUCCAGUGCAGAGUCCGUGGAGAUGAUGUGAAGAUCAGCUGGUUCCACAAGGAACAGGAAAUAAAACAGUCAGAAUUCUUCAGGAUCUCUCAGUUUGAUGACAGCUGUCAGCUGGAGAUCUCCAGGGUUUAUCCAGAGGAUGAGGGCGAGUACACCUGCAUGGCCUCAAACAGUGGAGGGACGGUAUCCUGCUCUGCUACUCUUACACUGGAUGUGACUCACAUGAGAGAGAAGAUUGAAGCCAAAAUUGAGCAGGAAGUCAAAGUGCCACCUGUCUUUAGGCAGAAAAUCACACCUCUGGAGAUAAAUGUCGGCAGUCACGCCAAGUUUGAAUGUGAGAUUGAAGAAGCGCCGGAUGUCACCUUCAAAUGGUACAAGUCUGGCACGGAAAUCAGACAGACUGAAAAGUAUCGCAUCCUCAGUCGCCACAGUGGUUCCUCUUUAGAGCUCGUGAACCCCAUCAAAGCUGACAGUGGAGAGUACACCUGCAAGGCUUCAAAUCAGCAUGGCACAGACAGCUGCACUGCCUCGCUCAUUGUCACUGAGAUGUACCCACCAGUAUUUGUAUCAAAACCAGACCCAAUGACUUUAUAUGUGGGAAAACAAGCUGUGUUCCAGUGCUCACUUACUGGAUCCUCACCUAUGGAAGUUGUCUGGCACAAGGACAGCAUAGCCAUUUCCUCUGAAGGGAACUAUGUCAUGAAAUGUGAAAAGAACAAGUAUUCCCUUCACAUUAAAAGUCUUGAACUCACCAAUCAGGGAACGUACCUGUGCAAGGCAUCCAACAGUGUUGGCACAGCUACCUUUACCACAGAGCUCAAGGUUAUUGGCAAGCCCAGCUUUGUUAAGAUCAUUGAGCCAGCAUCUGCAGCUGUUAAUGACCCGCUGAGGCUGGAGUGCCAUGUGAAUGAGGACACUGGUGUGACUGUCACCUGGACCAGGGAUGGCAAAAAAGUCCACCAGAGUAUGGAGUGUAAACUGUCCUUUGAGGACAAGGUUGCUGUUCUGGAGAUACCAAAGUCCAAAGUAAAGGACUCUGGGAAAUAUGUAUGCACAGCCGCGAAUGAGGCUGGCAGCUCCUGCUGUGAGGCUGUGGUAACAGUUCAAGAGCCCCCACUCUUUGUGAGGAAAAUGGAACCUAAGAUUACAUGGAAACAGGGUAUAGCUUCGCGCUUACAGUGCACAGUUAAAGGAUCACCUGAACUUCAUAUCCAGUGGUUCUGGAAUGACAGAGAGCUGAGUAAUGGAGACAAAUACAAAAUCUCUUUCAAGAAUGGAGUUGCUACUGUGGAGAUAAUGAACCCUCUGGUCACAGACAGUGGGAGAUACACCUGUGAGGUGUCAAAUAAUGCUGGCAGUGAAAGCUGCAAUACUCUUUUAGCUGUUAAAGAACCACCAUGCAUUACAAAAGAGCUGCAGACAGUAGAGGCAGUGAAGGGUGCAGUAGCUCAGCUGGACUGCAAAAUCACAGGAACAGCUCCUUUUGAAAUUACCUGGUUAAAAAAUAAAAAACCCAUCGCCAGUGAUCAGAAAUAUAAAUUGAUGUCCCAAGAUUCAAUAGCAAGGCUGGAGAUCCAAUCCUUUGACACUACAGAUAUUGGAGAUUAUCAGUGUGUCAUAUCAAAUGAUGUGGGAAAAGUCAUCACUAAGGCUACGGCUAAACUUAAAGAUCCACCAACUUUCUCAAAGAGGGUUGAGAGUGUUACAGCGGUGCUGGGAAACACAGUAAAGCUACAAGGAAUGAUUAAGGGUUCAACUCCUAUAACUGUUAAAUGGAUGAAAGACUCUGAGAUACUAAGAGAUGACGAUCCAAAUAUCAAGAUGCUGUUUGAGAACAAUGUUGCUAGUUUGUUGAUAACAACCGUUGCCAUCAGCCAUGGUGGAAAGUAUUCAUGCCAAGCAGAGAAUGAGGCUGGGCAACAAAAGUGUGAAGCCACCUUGACAGUGCAAGAACCUGCCAGGAUUGUAGAACCUGCAGAGUCCAUUAGUGUGACAGCAGGGGAUUCAGCUGCAUUGGAAUGUACAAUCUCUGGAAGCCCAGAUCUCAGAGUGAAGUGGUUUAAAGAUGGAAAGGAGAUGAUCAGUGGCCGUAAAUAUAAGAUUACUCUGAAGGAUAAUAUUGCCACCCUGAAAAUUCUUGCAGCAGAAAAAGGAGAUACUUGCGAGUAUAAAAUGGAAGUCUCAAAUAAAGUUGGGAAUGACCAGUGCACAUGCUCAGUCACUGUCUUAGAUCGGACAAUGCCUCCAGCUUUCACCAAGUCACUGAAAAGAGUUGAUGGUAACAUUGGUAAUGAUGUCUUUAUGGAUUGCAAGGUGUCUGGGUCACAACCCAUGACGAUAACUUGGUUCAAAGAUGACCAGGAAGUUGUUUCUGGAGCCAGAUUCCAGCCUGAAUUUAAAGAGAGUUCUGCUAUAUUGAGAAUCACGUGUCUGGAAAAGGCUGAUUCUGGUGUUUACAAAUGCAGAGCAACUAAUUCGGCUGGAUUUAAAGAAACCAGUGGCACGCUCUAUGUCAGAGAGCCCCCGGCAUUCACAGUGAAACCAGACAACCAAGAUGUUAUACCAGGAACUACGGUUUCCUUCAGAGCAGCCUUCACUGGAACUGGUCCUUUAACUGUGAAGUGGUUCAGGGAAGAAAAGGAGAUUAUAACAGGGGGCACUUAUUUCAUAAAGAAAGAUGCCUCUUCAAGCUCUUUGGAGCUUCACUCUGUGAAGCCCACUGACUCCUCUAAAUACACAUGCCAAGUAUCCAAUGAUGCUGGGAAGGCAGAUUGCACAGCAGUCCUCUUUGUGAAAGAACCUCCCACGUUUGUGAGGAAACUUGAAGCAACCAAGCUCAUCACCAGUGGUGACUCUCACAGGCUGGAGUGCAAAGUGAAUGGCAGCCCUGUCAUCAGUUUCAAAUGGUUUAAAGAUGAAAUGGAGAUCAGUACCAGUACUAAAUACACAAUUACCUUGAUUGACUUAGUGGCAAUUCUAGAAAUAGUUAAUUGCACAGUAGAGGACAGUGGCGAUUAUGUCUGCGUGGCAUCAAGUGAGGCUGGAAGUGACCGCUGCACCAGUACAGUUACAGUCAAAGAACCACCAUUGUUUGUGCGUAGCUUGGAGCCCAAGGAUGUGGUGAAAGGUUCUGAGAUGAUGCUAGAGUGCCAAGUCUCUGGUUCUGCCCCUUUAACUGUGUCAUUUUAUAAAAACUCGAAAGUGGUUAGGAAUGACAAAAGACACAGGAUUACUGUGAAGGACGAUCUGCUAGCUCUGCAGGUUCUGGCAGUAGAGACAGGAGAUGCUGGUUUGUACCACUGUGCUGUUGAGAAUGAAGUUGGAAGGGCCUCCUGUGAUUGUCAAGUAACACUAAAAGAACCACCAUCAUUUGUGCAAAAGCUUGAGAGCCUUAGCUCACUGGUGGGCAGUGAGGUUUCUCUGCAUUGCAGUCUGAAAGGCUCUGAGCCCAUAACUGUGUCCUGGCUAAAAGACAACCAUGAGCUCAAGGAGGCUGAAAACAUUCAGAUUACAUAUGAGAAUAAGACUGCUCUGCUGCACAUCACCAACUUACAGAGCAAUCAUGGUGGUAAAUACUCUUGCCAGGCACAGAAUCAGGCCGGCAGCCAGACAUGCUCUGCUGUGCUGACAGUCAAAGAACCAGCAAAAGUCACAGAAGAGGCAAAAUCUAUCAGUGUGACUCAGGGGGAUCCAGCUACUCUGGAAGCCAGGUUCUCAGGCACAAAACCCCUGAAGGUCAGAUGGCUAAAGGCUGGCAAGGAGCUGACCUCAGACCAGAGAUAUAAAGUACAGAGCAGAGACACCAGUUCUGUGCUGAAGAUUAUUAAAACUGAGAAAAUGGAUGGUGGUGAAUAUACCUUUGAGGUGUCAAAUGAUGUUGGCAGAAGUUCUUGUGAUGCCACACUCACCAUUCUUGAUCAAAUAAUCCCACCGUCUUUUACGAGAAAGUUGAAGCAGACAGAGGGUAUCAAAGGAUCAUUUGCUCAUCAGGAGUGUCUUGUGUCAGGUUCCCUUCCAAUAACUAUACAGUGGUAUAAAGAUGAGAAAGAGAUCCAGACAGAUGAUAAACACAAAUGCACAUUCUUUGAGAAUGUUGCCUUCCUUGAAAUCUCUGAUCUGGACACUAAAGACAGUGGUAAUUACACCUGCAUUGCUAAAAACAAAGCAGGAACAGUCCAGUGCUCUGGGAUCUUAUUUGUGAAAGAACCCCCAUGCAUUCUUGAAAAACCUGAAUCCAUGAAUGUUUUGCCUGGCUCAAAAGUCCAAUUUAGUGUACUGUUCUCUGGCACACCGCCACUCACCACCAAAUGGUUUAAAAACAAAAAGGAGAUCCUAUCCGGCGCUGACUGCUCUGUGAGCAAAGACAACACCUCGAGCACGCUGGAGCUCUUCUUUGCAAAAACCGUAGAUUCUGGAGACUAUGUCUGCGAAAUAAAGAAUGAUGUUGGCGCCACUUCAUGCCAAGCAACACUCUUUGUCAAAGUGCCUCCUAAGUUUACACAGGUCCCAGCCUGUGUGUCAGUAAUACGUCCUGGUCAGAGUGCAGUGUUUGAGUGCCAGGUGACUGGCACACCUGAGAUUGACAUCUACUGGUUCAGGGAAGGCUCUGAGAUCACCCCCAGUGAUCAGUACAAGAUGACCUUUGUUAAUUCUGUGGCAACUUUGGAAGUCUGUGGAGCUGAUAUUAAACAUAGUGGGCUUUAUUACUGUGAAGCUCGCAAUGAAGCUGGCAGUGAGAGCUGCAGCAUGGAGCUCAAGGUCAAAGAACCACCAUCAUUUAUUAGAGAACUGGUUCCAACUGAUGUUGUGAAGGGCUCCAGUGCCAUUUUUGAGUGUCAGGUCACUGGGACAGGUCCAUUUGAGAUAACAUGGCACAAAGAUGGAAAGGAGAUGAAACCCAGUGCUAAGCAUGGCUUCUCUCAGUUAAAUGGCACUGUGUGUCUUGAGGUGCACAAAUGUGAUACUGUAGAUAUUGGUGAAUAUCAGUGUACUGCUGCUAAUGAGGUGGAAAGCUGUACUUGUAAGACUACACUAAGCCUCAAAGAACCACCAGUAUUCACCAAGAGAAUUGAGAGCACUGCUACUGUUCUGGGUAAAAUGGCAGAAUUUCAGUGCAUUGUGAAGGGCUCUCCCACUCUCUCUGUACAGUGGAAAAAAGAUGAGAAUUGGAUUUUGGAGGAUCCAAAGAUUCAGAAAACAUUUGAAAACAACGUGGCCACCCUCAGGAUUCCUGCCUGUGAGGCGAUACACAGUGGCAAAUACACCUGCCAUGUGGUAAAUGAGGCUGGGCAGGAUAAGUGUUUUGCCAGCCUCACUGUGGAAGAGCCUCCACAGAUCACAGAGAAACCUGAGGUUGUAAAGGUUACAGUUGGAGAUCCAGUCAGUCUCUACUGUAAGGUUACAGGCUCCCCUGAACUCAAGGUGAAAUGGAUGAAAGAAGGCAGGGAGCUUAAGUCCAUAAGGCAGCACAAGCUGAUCUUUGAAAACAACAUCAGCAGCUUAAAGAUUCAGGCUGCUCAGAAAGAGGAUGAAGGAGAGUAUGUCGUUGAGGUGGUAAACCACAUCAGUAGCUGCACCUGCAAAGUCAAACUGAUUGUACUAGAGCAAGUAAUUGCACCAAGCUUCAUCAAACCCCUGGUAGAUAUGCAAGAGAUACUGGGGUCCUUUGUCCAAAUAAGUUGUAAAAUAUCUGGUUCCCUCCCCAUCUCUGUGGAAUGGAAGAAAGAUGGAAUCAAAAUUUCUAGUGGUGUAAAACACAAGCUUAUUCAGCAGGACAAUUCUGUGUCCGUUGAAAUUGAACAGCUAGAGAGAUCCGAUGCAGGGUCCUACUCUUGCCAACUGACUAACACAGCAGGAAGUUGUGAGUGCAGCGGGUCUCUCAUGGUCAAAGAACCCCCCAGCUUUGUGACAAUGCCUGAGUCCCAGGCAGCUCUACCUAAAGCCUCUGUACGCUUCAAGGGCACUUUUAAGGGAACUCCUCCCUUCACAGUCAAAUGGUUCAAGGAUGAUAUGGAGCUUUUGACUGGGCCUACUUGUUUCACGGGGCUGGAUGGGCUGUCUUGCUUCUUAGAGCUCUAUUCAGUGGGUGUCACUCAGAGUGGAGUUUACUCUUGCCAAGUCAGCAACGAUGCUGGUUCUGUGCACUGUACUGCAGACCUGACAGUAAAAGAACCACCUGAAUUUCUGCUCAAACUCCCUGCCAAUAAAUUUGUGAAGCAGGGUGAGUCACUCCGCCUGGAGUGCAAAGUCAGUGGCACAGCCCCUCUGAAAAUUACCUGGUACAAACAGGACACCAAGGUCACGGAUGGGGGAAACUACAGGACAUCGUUUGUUGAUUCAGUAGCAGUGCUUGAACUGGUCUCCACUACUUUUGAUGAUGAUGGCGUUUACACCUGUGAGGCUCAGAAUGAUGCUGGCAGUGUGAGCUGCAGCACCACACUUACCAUUAAAGAACCCCCAUCUUUUGUCAAAAUCCCUCAGCCCGUUGAAGGGCUGAAGGGUAAGGACGUGGUUUUGUACUGCGAGAUGUGUGGUACAGCCCCAUACCAAAUCACCUGGUUUAAAGACAGGAAACCUUUGAUGGAGAGCAGGAAGUAUAAGAUGGUGAGGGAGGGCAGCUCAGCCACUCUACAUGUCAUUGGGAUAGAACCCUCAGACGCCGGCGAAUAUGAGUGCAAAGUGUCAAACAGUGUAGGAAGUGAUACCUGCCAGACAUCAGUUAAACUCAGAGAGCCACCAUCAUUUGUGAAGAGACUGUCAAACAUGACAGUGAUACUGGGAGGGGAGGUGACCCUUGUGGCCACUGUUAAAGGCUCUGAACCCAUUACUGUGUCCUGGGUUCAAGACAAGGAUCACAUUCUCAGGGACAGUGACAACAGGAAAAUCACCUAUGAGAACAACCAGGUCGCACUUAAAGUCUUUAAGGCUGAUGCAGCUACAGCAGGCAAAUAUACCUGCCAACUCAGAAACGAUGCUGGGAGUGUGGAGUGUUUCGCUAACUUGACUGUUCUAGAACCUGCUAAAAUAGUGGACAAGCCCGAAGCUCUGAGUGUGACAGCAGGUGAUAUAGCUGCCCUUGAGGUCAAAGUGUGUGGAACCCCAGAGCUCAUACCUAAGUGGUUCAAAGAUGGUGUUGAGCUGGCUUCUGGGAGGAAAUACAAAAUCUCAUUUUCGAGGAUGAUUUCCAGCCUGAACGUGCUGUCUGCGGAGAAAAUUGACUCUGGAGAAUAUACAUUUGAGGUUAUGAAUGAAGUCGGGAAGGACCUGAGUAAAAUUAAUCUCACUGUUUUAGAUAAGAUCAUUCCUCCAACAUUCUCACGGAAACUGAAGGAUUGCAACACUGUUGUUGGAAAAGCUGGAGAGAUGGAGUGCAAAGUGUCUGGCUCCCCUCCUUUUAUCAUUUCAUGGUACCAUAAUGAGGAGGAGAUAGAGAGUGGACCAAAUUAUGAGAUUUCAUUCAGUGACAACAACUGUGCACUAAGGGUGCCCACACUGAAGCUGACUGACACUGGAGUAUACAAAUGUAAAGCUGUCAACAAGGCCGGUGUGACUGAAACCACGGCCUCCUUGGUUGUCAGAGAACCUCCAACUUUUGUGGUGCCACCACAGCCAGUGGAAGCCAUGCCGGGCUCUAACGUGACUUUCUCAGCCAUAGUGAAGGGCAGCACCCCUCUCAGACUGAAGUGGUUCAGAGGAACAAAGGAGAUCGUAGCAGGGCAUGGCUGCAAUUUCUCCCUGAACAAUAACGAAGUUCUUCUGGAGCUGUACAACGUGAACAGAUCUCAUGCUGGAGAGUACACCUGUCAGAUCAUUAAUGACGCAGGACAAGAAAGCUACCCAGUGAAUCUCACUAUCAAAGAACCAGCAGCUUUCUCAAAGAAGCUGAGGGACAUGUCAGUUGAGAAGGGCAAACCAUUAACUCUGGAGUGUACGUACACGGGUACUCCCAUGAUCACUGUGAACUGGUACAAAGAUGGCCAGCAGAUCUUUGCUUCAUACAAAUACAACAUCAUCACAACGGAGAGCUCCUGUAUCCUGGAGUGUCUCAGCACUGAUGACAAGGAGGCCGCAGGAAAGUACUGCUGCCAAGUGAGCAAUGAUGCCGGGAAGGACGUGUGUGAGGCGCUGGUUUCCAUUCUCGAGCCACCAUACUUCAUUGAGCCAUUGGAGCUCAUGGAGGUGACAGCUGGAGAUGCUGUGUGCCUGAAAUGUCAGGUAGCGGGCACACCUGAGAUCAAGGUGUCCUGGUUCAAAGCUGACGGCAAAAUCAGGUCUAGCCCCACCUGUAAGUUGGAGUACUCAAAGGGCGUUGCCUGUUUGAAGCUUAGUAAAGCCACCAAGUCUGAUAUCGGACAGUACACUUGCAAGGCGGAGAACACAAUUGGCUCUGCCACCUCCACCUGCAGACUCAACGUGCUAGAGGCUAAAACACCACCAUCCUUCCCAAAGAAGAUCACCAGCCUACAGCAGACUGAGGGCCAGCCAGUGCGCUUUGAGUGCCGCAUUGCCGGCUCAUUGCCCAUUGAGGUAUCGUGGCUGAAAGAUGGCGAACCUCUGAAGCAUGGAGAUGAGUUCUCCAUGCUCUAUGAUGAUAACACAGCUGUUCUGCAAAUCAACAACAGUGAGAUGAGGCAUUCUGGGGAGUACACCUGCAUGGCCACAAACAGUGUGGGCUCAACCUCCUGCAGAGCCAAGCUCACACUGCAAGAACCCAGAUACCCUCCAGUCUUUGACAGGAAGUUGUCACCACAGGAGGUGACAGUGGGUGACAGCAUUGAGCUGGAAUGUCACAUGACUGGCUCCACCCCUAUUAAAGUCACAUGGUCCAAAGACCAUAAGGAUAUCCGCUCUGGGGGGAAUUAUAAAAUCAGUUGUGCGGAUAACACACCUCACCUGACCAUUCUGAAGGCCGAUAAAGCCGACACAGGGAAAUACUUCUGCCAUGCUUCUAAUGACAUGGGGAAAGACUCCUGUUCCUCUGAUAUCACUGUCAAAGAGCGUAAAAAUCCUCCAGUGUUCACCAAAAAGCCCUCGGAGCACAUCGAGGACAUGGAGGGCAAGCUGGUAAAGAUUGAGGGCCGAGUCUCUGGCUCGCAUCCCCUGUCAGUCACCUGGUACAAAGAUGACCUGGAGAUACACAGCUCGGACAAGUAUGACAUCAGCUUUAAGAGUAACGUGGCAGUGCUGUGUAUUAAGAACAGCCAAGUGAGUGACAGUGGAAGGUACUCGUGCCAGGCCUCUAAUGAAGCUGGAAGAGCCUCCUGUGAUAUCAGUGUUGGCAUCUCAGAGGCCAAGAAGCCCCCAGUGUUUGACGUACCCCUGAAACCAGUGACUGUGGAUGAGGGUGACAAGCUGAAUCUCAGGUGCCAUGUCUGUGGGUCUUCUCCUCUGAAGAUCCAGUGGAUGAAGGACAGGAAGGAGUUGACAUCAGCCGGCAACACUAGGAUCAGCUUUUCUGAUGGGACAGCAUGUCUGGAGAUCAGCGCAGUCUCCAGACACAAUGCUGGCGAUUACCUCUGCAAGGCUACCAAUGUCAUUGGCAGCGAAUUCUGCAAAGCCAAAGUUACCGUCAAAGAGAAACCUGGAGCAGCUCCGCCUCCUGUUGAAGCUCCAGCAGCUGCCCCCACCAAAAAACUGGACAAUCUGUUCUUCAUUGAAGAACCUAAAACUGCACAUGUCACAGAGAAGGGAACUGCCACCUUCAUUGCCAAGGUGGGCGGUGACCCCAUUCCCAGUGUGAAAUGGAUGAAGGGGAAGUGGAGACAGCUUACUCAUGGUGGCCGCAUUGCCAUUGAACAGAAGGGCCAGGAGGCCAAGCUGGAGAUCAGAGAGGUGACAAAAUCUGAUUCAGGUCAGUACCGGUGUGUUGCCUCCAACAAGCACGGAGAGAUUGAGUGCAGCGCUGACAUACAUGUGGAAGAAACAAAGGGGGUGGCGAUGCUGGACGGAGACCUUCGUGCCAAACUGAAGAAGACGCCAUCAAAGCAAAAGAGUCCACAGGAGGAGAAAGACAUUGACAUUGUUGAGCUGUUGAGAAAUGUGGACCCGAAAGAGUAUGAGAAAUACGCCCGAAUGUAUGGUAUCACUGACUACCGAGGCCUGCUGCAUGCAAUUGAGCAGCUCAAGAAAGAGAGAGCUGAAGAAAGUGGAAGACAAGAAGUAGACCGUGGAGACAGAGAGUCUGAUGAGGACAUGGCCAGACUGGUGGCUGACCUGCAGAAGAGGAUGGAGCGGACUGAGCCUGUCACUGUGGUGAAGGACAUCUCUAAUCAGGCAGUCUUCACUAAUGAAGAGGCAGUGUUCGAGUGCGAGAUCAAGAUCAACUACCCAGAGAUCACACUGUCCUGGUACAAGGGCACGCAGAAACUAGAUACCAGUGACAAGUACAAUAUCAGCAUCAGCGGUGACCGCCACCUGCUCAGGGUCCAGAAGUGCCAGUCAUCUGACCAAGGCAACUACAGGGUAGUCUGUGGGCCCCACAUAUCCAGCGCCAAGCUCACUGUCAUGGAAGUGGAGGUUGAGAAGCACCUACAGGACACAUCGGGUAAGGAAGGCCAGUCUUGUACUCUGUCUUGUCAGUUGUCCAUCCCUAAUGUAGAAGCCCAUUGGUUUAAGAAUGGAAAGCAGUUAGAGAUGAAGGGCAGGUACACAUCUGAGGUGAAACACAAGGUUCAGAAGCUUCUGAUCAGAAACCUGAAGCCUGAAGACCAGGGAAGAUACACCUGCAGGUACCAGCAGCUGGAGUCUUCAGCAGACCUCUGGGUGGAAGCUGAACAAAUUCAUUUCACCAAACGCAUCCACAACAUUGAAGUCAACGAGCGGCAGUCAGCCACCUUUGAGUGUGAGGUGUCCUUCGACAAUGCUAUCGUUUCGUGGUAUAAAGACACCUGGGAACUGAAAGAGAGCCCCAAGUACAACUUCAGAAGUGAGGGCCGAAGACAUUUCAUGGUCAUUCGAAAUGUGACCAUUGAAGACGAAGGCGUGUACUCGGUGAUUGUAAGGUUGGAACCCAGAGGAGAGGCUAAGAGCACAGCUGAGCUUUAUUUGUCUGGCAAAGAAAUUGAAUUAGCAAUGGUCCCCAUCGAUAUGCCAGACUCCUCUGUUCAGAGGCCCGAAGUGCCUACAUCGGUUGCAAUUCAAGAAUCUGUUGAAUUCUAUCAUUAUGAAGAGGAAAUUGAACAUAUAGCAGUUCCCAUUGAGGAGACAGUGAAGAUCAAGAAAGCUGAAGUAAAAGAGGAAAUCCCAACAAAAGUUGAGAAAAAGCCUAAAGAGCAGCUGACACCAGCUGUAAAAGAACCGUCACCACCGAAAGUGCCCGAGGCCAGAAAGCCAGUGGAGGAAAAGGUUCCUGUGGUUUCAGUCCCAGAAAAAGAUGUUCCUGUUGCCAAAGAAACAGAGGAAGUUAAGCUGCCUACGCCCCCACCACCUGCUGAGAAGCCUGCAGUGCCAAAGAAAGAUGAACCCAAGCCUCAGGUACCAGCAGAGCCCAAAAUAGUGGCGCCUGCAGCUAAGCCUGAGCCUGGGCCCAAGCCCAAGCCCAAACCAAAAGCAGAACCAGAACCAAAGCCUCAGCCUACACAAGUUCACAAAGAAGAGGCCAAAGUUAAAACUGGAGAUAUUCCUGAGCAGGAGCCCAAAGUUAAGCCACCAUCCAAAGCUCCUGAAGAAGCUGCAAAACCAGAGCCAUCAAAGACCAGGCGUGAGCCAGCUGAAACCAAGCCAGAACCAGAAAAAACAAAACCUUCUUUAACAAAACCGGAACCAAAGUUAGAGCCUGUGGUGGUUACCAAACCUGAACCUGUGGUGAAAAAAUCUGAAGCAGAAAUAAGAGCACCGGAGCCUGUGGUGCCAAAACCAGAACCCCCAGUGACCAAACCAGAACCAACUCCUGCACCAAAAGAACCUACGAAGAAAGCAUCAGAAGAACCAACAAAGAAGGAGGUGGUUUUAACUCCAAUCCCACCACCCCCACCCCCACCUCCACUUACAGUACCACAAAAGAUUGAGAGAGAGGAAGAAGCACCACACAAGAAACCUGUGGGAAUUAAAGUCCUCGUGGAGGAAAAAAUACCUGAGCCUCCAAAAGCAGCCAAGACACCAGAACCUGCUGUUGUUCCUACUAAGGAAGAACCAACAAAGAAAGAGAAAGCUUUGAAGCCCAAACCUAAACCCAUACCUGAAAAAAUUUCUCAGAAGGUGUUUGAUGAGGUUGUUGUGUUGGAGACUGAACCUGUGAAGCAUCUUGACAAAAUACCUGAAUCAAUACCUGAGAGACCCUUUCCCGGGAAAGCUGAUGUGAAGGAAAAGACCCCUGAGAAGGUCUCAGAGAAACUACUGAAACCUGAGAAAAGUGUGGAGGAAAUUCCAAAGAUGGUGCCAGAAAAAGUACCUGAGAAAGUGCCAAAAAAGCCACCUGAGGAAAAAGUCCCAGAGGCGCCUGUAAAAGUUCCUCCGGAGGUGGCUGAAGAAUAUUUGAUCACUGAGAAGCAGCCAUCUGUAAACGCUGAGGAAGUAAAACGUGAGCUCAUGUCUAAGAAGCUAACAGAGAGAAUCUCUGCUGACAAAACAGUUCCCAUAAAGACCCCUGAUAAAAUAUCUGAUAAGGUCCCUGAGGCCAAACCUAAACGAGAGGUAGAAGAAACUCUUCCUAAAGAAAUGGAAGCUAAGAAGAUCGAGAGGAUUGUGUACACAGAAGCUGAACAGGAGACAAAAAGCGCUCCUGCUGAAAAAGUUCUUGUGAAGGAGAAGGAGUUGCUACCACAAGUCAAAGAACCAAUGAUAAAGCCAGCUGCUCCACAAGAAGAGAGCAAACCACAGGCUGCUGUAAAAGAUCAAGAAGCUGUCAAAAGGCCUGAGGUGACUGACACUGCUCAGUUGGAAAAGAGAGUUACUCCACAAGAAGACACCAGGCCAGUGACCAAGACACAGCCUGUCAUGAAGGCUGAAGAGCCAACCAAGAUGAUGGCAGAACAAGAACCACUAACAAAAAAGAUAUCACCUGAAACAGAUGAAACCAAGGGGCCCGUACAAGCACCAGGAGGAAUCAAGAAAGAGGGACAGCCAGCAGAGGAAGCAGGAAGAGGCAGAGGUAGAGGACUGAGACCCAAGCAGACCCCAUCUCCUGGAGAGGGAAGGGGUCGGGGUCUGAAGCCUGGUGGAAAAGGACCACCACCGCCAGAAGAACCAUUUGCAGGUUUCAAGCUCAAAGCUGUCCCUCUGAAGUUUAUCAAAAAGCUUCAGGACAUUGUUUUGCAGGAAGCUGAGUCUAUCGGCUCAUCUGCUGUCUUUGAGUGUGAGGUCUCACCUUCCACUGCCGUCACUUCAUGGAUGAAAGAUGGUAGUAAUCUUCGUGAAAGUCCCAAGCACAAGUUCACUUCUGAUGGCAAAGAUCGCAAGUUGAACAUUAUUGAUGUCCAGCUGUCUGACACUGGGGAAUAUACAUGUGUGGCCAAGAAUGCUGGCAAAGAGAUAUCAUGCACCGCCAAGCUCAUUGUUGAAGAGCUACCUGUGAAAUGGAUCAAAGAAUUAGAGGAGGAGACAUCAGCAAUCAAAGGUCAGCCUGUGUAUAUGACCUGCGAGCUGAACAAAGAGAGGGAUGUGAUAUGGAAGAAGAAUGGUGAGGUCCUCAAGAAACAGGAAGGCAAGAUUCAGAUCAACAUCAUUGGUAUGCAGCACGCUGUGACCAUCCAGAACUCCACUGAGGGGGAUGCUGGCAUUUUCUCAUGUGAAGUGGCUAACCAGGAAGAUGUUAAGACUACAACAAAUGUCAAAGUGAUUGAAAUUGUCAAAGAUUGGAUAGUAAGACCACUGAGAGACCAGCAUGUAAAACCAAGGGCUGCUGCUACAUUUAGAUGUGAGCUUUUCAAGGACACCCCCAACUGGAAGUGGCUCAAAGGAGAGAAUGAGAUCACUCCAUCCGACAAGGUUGAGAUCAAGAAGGACGGAAGAGAGUUGACACUCACCAUCAAGAACUGUCAGCCUGAUGAUGUAGCAGAAUAUGCCAUGGAGGUGGAAGGGCGCAUCUAUACUGCCAAGUUGACACUUGGAGAGCGGGAAGCUGAGAUCCUAAAGCCUUUGGCCAGCAUCGAGGUGGUUGAGAAGGAAGAUGCCAUGUUUGAGACAGAGAUCUCUGAGGAAGAUAUUCCAGGGGAAUGGAAGCUCAAAGGGGAGGUUUUGACCAGAUCCCCGACAUGCGACAUCCAAAUGGAGGGUACAGUGCGUAGACUCAAGCUGAAAAAUUGCCAGUUGGACCAGGCUGGAGAAGUGACCUACACAGCUCUGAACGCCAUAACCAGCGCCAUGCUUAAUGUCAAAGAAAUCGAAAUGGACUUUGUUGUUCCGCUCAAAGAUGUUUCUGUGCCAGAAAAGAAACAGGCUAAGUUUGAAUGCACCAUCACGAAGGAUGUCUCUAAGGUCAUGUGGUACAAAGGGGCUGACAUCAUCACCCCAGACCAAAAGUAUGACAUCAUCGAUGAUGGAAAGAAGCAUAUGCUGAUUAUAAACUGUUGUGAGUUUGAUGACGAGGAAGAAUAUACGAUUGAAGUUUUGGGCAAAACCUCAAAAGCUAGACUCACAGUAGAGGGUAUCAGGCUCAAAUUUAUCUCACCAAUAAAGGAUCAAACAGUAAAGGAAGGCCAAACAGCUCGCUUUGAGCUGGAGCUUUCUCACGAGAACAUCCCCAUCACCUGGUACAAGAAUGACGUUAAAAUUCAUCCAAGCAGAACAGUUGUUAUUCAUGUGGAUGGAAAGAAGCAUGCGCUAGAAAUCAGGGAAGUGACUCUAGAUGAUAUCUGCCAAAUUAAGGCUGAGGCCAAAGGAAUUCCUUCCAUGGCCAACCUGACCGUUAUAGAGGGAGAUCCAUACUUCACAGUUAAGCUGCAGGACUAUACUGCAGUGGAGAAAGAUGAGGUGGUUCUAGAUUGUGAGCUCAGCAAAGAUGUCAAUGUCAUGUGGUACCACAAUGAGGCAGAGAUAAAGGCCUCUAAGAUGGUGAACAUUAAAGCUGAAGGCAAACGCCGAACCCUUGUCAUCAAGAGAGUUGGGGACAAAGACAAAGGACAGUAUCUAUGUGAUUGUGGAACAGACAAGACAACAGCAGCUCUUCACAUUGAAGCUCGCCACAUAAAGGUGGUUCGGCCAAUAUACGGCGUUGAGGUGUUUGAUGGAGAGACUGCUCGAUUUGAGGUUGAGCUCAGUGAAGAUGAUUGCCAUGGCCAGUGGAAACUGAAUGGAGAAGUCCUCAGUCCAGCCGCUGAUGUUGAGAUUGUGGAGGACGGUGCCAAACACACUCUGGUCUUGUACAACUGCAGAGUGCCUCAGACUGGUGAGGUCACGUUCACUGCCGCUAAUGCCAAGUGUUCUGCUAACCUGAAAGUGAAGGAGCUCCCAGUGUCAUUCAUUACACAGCUGACUGAUGUAGAAGUGUACGAAAAGGAUGAAGCAAAGUUUGAACUAGAAAUUUCCAGGGAGCCCAAAAGCUUCCGUUGGCUGAAGGGAUCUCAAGAGUUAUCAAAUGAUGACAAGUUUGAACUGCGUGUUGAGGAAAAGAGACACAGUCUUAUUGUAAAAUCUGCCAGAUAUGAAGAUGAAGGCAAAUACAUGUUUGAGGCUGAAGAUAAGAGGACAUCUGGAAGGUUGAUUAUCAAAGGUAUUCGCCUUUCAUUUAUCAAGCCGAUAAAAGACGUGACUGUAAAGGAACGUGAAACUGCAGAGUUCAGCAUUGAACUCUCUCAUGACAAAAUCCCAGUUGUCUGGUACAAAAACGACGUUCGUUUGCACCCCAGCAAAGUGGUGCACAUGUCAGAGGAGGGAAAAGUCCACACACUGGCCUUCAAGGAGGUAACACUUGACGACACCUCCAUAAUCAAAGUGGAGGCAAUGGGCACGACUUCAGAGGCCAUGCUCACCGUCCUCGAGGGUGACGUGUACUUCACAGUGAAGCUCCAGAACUACACCGCUGUCGAGAAAGAUCAAGUGGUUUUGUCCUGUGAGUUGAGUAAGGCCGCUGCUGAGGUCAGAUGGUUCAAAGAUAGUAAAGAAAUCUUUCCUUCCAAGAACAUUUCCUUCCAAUCUGACGGCAAGAAGCGCAUGAUGGUCAUCAAGAAGGCAGCAAAGAGCAACAUGGGCGCUUACACCUGCGACUGUGGAACUGACAGAACUACUGCUGACCUGAACAUCGAAGAACGUGACAUCAAGGUUGUCCGCCCAUUGUACAGUGUGGAGGUCACAGAGACAGAGGUGGCCAAGUUUGAGACGGAGAUUUCUGAGGGGGACCUGCAUGCCAUCUGGAAACUGAAGGGCGAGACGCUUCAUCCAUCUGCUGAUGUGGAGAUCAAGGAGGAAGGAGCCCGGCACUUGUUGAUCCUCUAUAACUGUAAAAUGGACAUGGCUGGAAGUGUUGACUUUGCAGCAGCCAAUGCCAAAUCCUCAGCUCACCUCAGGGUCAAAGCCCGAGUGAUUGGUGUCCAGAGGCCCCUGAAGGAUGUCACCGUGACUGCUGGGGAGACUGCCACUUUUGAGUGCGAGCUGUCAUACGAAGGCAUCGCUGUCGAGUGGUUCCUGGGGGAUACAAAGCUGGAGCCAAGCGAUAGAGUGGUGUUGAAGGCAGAGGGUAAAGUCCACACCCUGACUCUACGCAACAUCCAGCUGAAUGAAGCUGGACAAAUCAAACUCACCGCCAAAGACUUCCAGACUGAGGCCAACCUCAUCGUCAAAGAGCCACUGGUAGAGUUUGUUAAGCCUCUGGAGGACCAGACAGUGGAAGAGGAAGCCACUGCCACACUUGAGUGUGAAGUUUCCAGGGAAAAUGCAGAGGUACAAUGGUUGAGGGAUGGACAGGAGAUCCGCAAGACCAAGAAAUAUGAGAUGAUCAUUGACGGCUGCAAGCGAGCGCUGGUCAUCCAUGACUGCACUUUGGACGACUCAAGGACAUAUACUUGUGAUGCUAAAGACUUCAAAACCUCAUGUUUCCUCAAUGUUGAACCUCCCCACAUUGAGUUCACAAAGCCACUCCAUGAUGUGGAGGUUGUAGAGAAGGAAUCUGCCAGGUUUGAAUGUGAAGUCUCCAGAGAGGACGUCAAAGUCCGCUGGUUUAAGGAUGGAAGUGAAAUCAGAAAGGGAAAGAAGUAUGAAAUUAUUGCACAAGGUCGCCAACACAUCCUAAUCAUUCAUAAGUCUGUGUUUGACGAUGAGGCUGAAUACGAAUGUGAUGCAAAGACCUCCAAAUCCUCUGGCAUGCUUACUGUCAUUGAGGAGGAGGCGAGGUUCACCAAGAACCUGUCCAACGUGGAGGGAACAGAAACGGACAGUGUAAAACUUAUUUGUGAAGUCUCCAAACCGAGUGCAGACGUUAUCUGGUACAAAGGAGAUAAGGAGCUGCCAGAGGGAGGGCGCUAUGACCAAAUUGUUGAUGGGAAGCGGAGGAUACUCCUCAUCAAGGACCUGAAGAUGUCUGAUGCUGGAGAGUACAGCUGCAGGCUGAGUCCCAGCAACAAAACAUCAGGAAAUCUCAAAAUUAAUGAACUGGCUGCUGAGUUCAUUUCAAGGCCACAAAGUCAGGAAGUGGUGGAAGGAGAGAAGGCCGAGUUCACCUGCUCCGUAUCCAAGGAGACCUACGAGGUCAAGUGGAUGAAAGACGACGUGGCUCUUGAGGCUGGAGAUAAAUACCAGAUGGUCGCUGACGGCAAGAGACGAGCGCUUGUAAUCCAGAGCUGUGAACUCAAAGACGAGGGCGGAUACAUUGUUAUGAUUGGACCAACUAGAGCCAGCGCAGACCUUACUGUGCGCGAGAAACUGAAAAUCAUCACUCCUCUAAAGGACACCGAGGGCAAAGAAGGCCAGGAGGUAGUCCUGAACUGUGAGGUGAACACAGAGGGAGCAAAGGCCAAGUGGCUGAAGAAUGAGGAGAUCAUGUUUGAGAGCAGCAAGUAUGUGAUGACCCAGAGAGACAACAUCUUCUCCCUGAGGAUCAAAGAUGCCCAGAAGGGAGAUGAAGCCAACUACAGCAUCAACUUGACCAAUCAAAGAGGAGAGCUGGCCAAGAGCUACUGCAAUUUGACCAUCAGAGAGGAGAGUCUGAGAAUUGUAGUUCCUCUAGAGGACAUCGACACUCAGGAGAAGAAGACCAUCAGCUUCUCUUGUAAGGUCAACAGGCCCAAUGCCACUAUAAAGUGGAUGAAGGCUGGUGAGGAGAUUACCUUCAGCAAACGCGUUGUCUAUAGAGUUGACAAAGACAAGCACACACUUACCAUCAAAGACUGCACCCUGGCUGACGAGGGUGAGUACACAGCCGUGGCUGGAGAUGACAAAUCCACAGCAGAGCUGAUCAUCAGUGAGGCACCAACGGAUUUCACCAUGCAACUAAAGGACCAAACAAUCACUGAGUUUGAUGACGCAGAGUUCACCUGCAUGCUGACCAAAGAGAAAGCUGAAGUCAAGUGGUACAGAAAUGGCCGAGAGAUCAGAGAAGGACCGAGAUACACAUUUGAAAGAGAUGGAAAGAUUUGCACUUUGCGUAUCAAGGAGUGCAGACCUGAUGAUGAAUGUGAAUAUGCUUGUGGUGUGGAUGAGAAGAAAUCCAGAGCCCGGCUUUUUGUUGAAGAGACCCCAGUGGAGAUUAUCAGACCCCUGCAGGAUGCGUUUGAACCUCCAGGCAUGGAUGUUGUGUUUGAGGUGGAGCUCAACAAGGACAGAGUGGAGGUGAAGUGGUUGAGGAACAAUAUGACGGUUGUCCAGGGAGACAAAUACCAGAUGAUGAGUGAGGGUAAAGUCCACAGACUGCAGGUCUGUGAGAUCAGACCUCGAGACCAGGGAGAGUACAGAGUCAUCGUCAAGGAUAAAGACUCAAAGGCCAAACUGGAGCUGGCAGCUGUGCCUCAGAUAAAGACCACUGACCAGAACUAUGUCACAGAUGCUGGGAAGCCUAUUAUCAUGGCUGUCCCUUACAGUGCAUAUCCACAAGCUGACGCUGACUGGCUGUACAACAACAUGAGUCUGCCCAGGGACAACAUCCACACCUCAGCUGACCGCACAGAGUACUGGCUGAAGGACCCCAAGAAAGCAGAUGAAGGCCGCUACAAGAUUAUCAUCAAAAACAAACACGGGCAGGGAGAGGCCUUCAUCAGCCUGGGUGUCAUUGAUGUCCCAGGACCUGUGAAGAACCUCCAAGUGGUUGACACCGCAGAUGGUGAGGUCAGCCUUGCAUGGGAGGAGCCUGAGAGCGACGGCGGCAGUAAAGUCAUUGGCUAUGUGGUGGAGAGGCGCGACGUGAAACGUAAGACCUGGACACUGGCCACUGACCAUGCUGAAAGCCCUGAGUACACAGUGGCUGGCCUCCAGAAGGACUCCAUGUACCUAUUCCGAGUCUGCGCCCGAAACCGGAUUGGCAGCGGACCCAACGUCGAGACUGACAAACCUGUACAAGCUAAGAACAAGUUUGAUGUUCCAGAUGCUCCCCUGAAUGUGAUUGUUGGAAAUGUCACCAAGUUUGGCUGUACUGUCUCCUGGGAGCCUCCCAAGUCAGAUGGAGGCUCUCCCAUCACCUCUUACAUCAUUGAGCUCCGUGACAGGACGUCAGUGAAAUGGUCUCCUGUCCUGGUGGCCAAACCUGACGAGCUCACUGCCAUUAUUAAUGAUGUAAUUGAGAACAAAGAGUACAUCUUUCGAGUAAAAGCUGAGAACAGAGCCGGUGUUGGCAAGCCCAGUGCCGCCACACAGCCUGUCAAAAUCAUGGAUCCGAUCGAGCGUCCCAGCCCUCCUCUGAACCUGUCCUGGGAGGACCAGAAUAAGAGCUCAGUGCAGCUCACCUGGGAGACUCCCCUGAAGAACGGAGGCAGCAUGAUUACCGGAUACAUAAUUGAACGCUGUGAGGACAGUACCGACAAGUGGCUCCGUUGCAAUGCCCGUCUCUGCCCUGAACUCUUCUACAAGGUAUCUGGUCUGAAAUAUGGAUCUAAGUACAACUACAGAGUGUUUGCUGAAAACGCUGCUGGAGUCUCGGACCCGUCAAACAUCAUCGGACCUCUGCUUGCUGAUGACCCACAUGUUGGUCCAACCUUUGACCUGAGCGCUUUUAAGGAUGGCCUGGAAGUGAUUGUCCCCCAGCCUCUCACCAUCAGAGUCCCCAUCACUGGAUAUCCGACCCCUGUUGCCAGGUGGACCUUCGGAGAGAAGGAGUUGAGCACCGCGGAUGAGCGCGUCUCCCUCAUGACCAAGUCAACAUUUACAGAGCUGAUGGUCACACCGAGCGUCCGUCCAGACAAAGGCAUCUACACACUGCAUCUGGAGAAUGAUGUCACAUCUGUCUCUGGAGAAAUUGAAGUCAACGUUAUUGCUGCACCCAGCGCUCCAAAGGACUUCAAGGUCCUGGAGGUGACUCGGCAGCAUGUCCACCUGAGUUGGGAGGCUCCAGAGCAUGAUGGAGGAAGUCCUCUGACUGGCUACCAGGUGGAGAAACGAGAUGUGUCCCGCAAGACCUGGGUCAAGGUGACCACAGGGAUACAGGAUCUGGAGUUUACCGUCACCGAUGUGGUUGAAGGGAAGGAGUAUCUGUUCAGAGUCAUCGCCUGCAACAAGUGCGGUCCAGGAGAGCCCGCGUAUAUCGACGAGCCCGUUAAUGUCUCCUCUCCUGCAACUGUCCCCGACCCUCCAGAGAACCUGAGGUGGAGGGACAAGUCAGCCAGCGGCAUCUUCCUGACCUGGGAGCCACCAAAGUACGAUGGCGGCACCGGCAUCCGGGGAUACAACGUUGAGCGCUGUCAGAGGGGAACCGAUAAGUGGGAGCCCUGCGGGGACUUGGUACCUGAGCUGAAGUGCCAGGUGACGGGUCUUACUGAGGGCCAGUGGUACUCAUACAGAGUCCGAGCCCUGAACCGACUUGGAGCCAGCCGGCCCUGCAAAGCCACUGAUGAGAUCCAGGCUGUCGAUCCUAAAGAGCCUCCAGAAAUCCAGCUGGAUGCCAAGCUUCUGGCUGGUCUGACUGCAAAGGCUGGCAGCAAGAUUGAACUUCCCGCUGAGGUGAAAGGUAAGCCCGAGCCCCGAGUCAAGUGGACCAAAGCUGACCUGGUCCUCAAACCGGACGAUAGGGUGUCCAUUGACACUAAGCCGGGACACUCCACAGUCACCGUUGCCAAAACAAAGAGAGAUGACAGCUCCACUUACAUCAUUGAAGCCACCAACAGCAGUGGACGGGCCACUGCCACUGUGGAUGUCAACAUCCUUGAUAAGCCUGGUCCUCCUGCUGCCUUUGACAUUUCUGAAAUCACCAACGAGUCCUGCUUUCUGGCCUGGAACCCUCCACGUGACGACGGUGGCUCCAGAGUCACCAACUACAUUGUUGAGAGGCGAGCUGCUGACAGUGAGAUCUGGCACCGACUGUCCUCCACCGUGAAGCAGACCACAUACAGAGCUGUGGGUCUGGUCAAGUUUAAGGAGUACAUCUUCAGGGUCUUGGCUGAAAAUCAGUUUGGUGUUGGCCCAGCAGCGGAGCAUCCAUCCAUCAUUGCCAGAUACCCCUUUGAUACUCCUGGGGCUCCUUACAAGCUUGAGGGUUCAGAUAUUGCCAAGGACUCAUUGACUCUGACCUGGUAUGAGCCUGAUGAGGAUGGAGGAAGCCCCAUUACUGGAUACUGGGUGGAGAGAUAUGAACCUGACCAUGACAAGUGGAUGAGAUGCAACAAGCUGCCGGUCAAAGACACAAACUACAGAGUCAAAGGUCUUCCUACCAGAAAGAAGUACAAGUUUAGAGUCCUUGCUGAGAAUCUGGCAGGAACUGGAAAACCCAGCAAGGAGACAGAUCCGAUCCUCAUUAAAGAUCCUAUUGAUCCUCCAUGGCCUCCUGGCAAACCCACAGUGAAGGACGUGGCUAAAACUUCAUGCUUCUUAAUGUGGACCAAACCAGAGCAUGAUGGCGGAGCAAAGAUUGAUGGCUAUGUCAUUGAGAUGCUGAAGAGUGGUACCAUGGACUGGAUCCGUGUGGCAGACAACAUCAGCCUUCUGGAACAUUUCCUGAGGGGCCUGAUGGAGAAGCAGGAGUACUCGUUCAGGAUACGAGCUGUUAACGUGGCUGGAGAGAGCGAACCCAGUGAGCCCAGCGACCCAGUGCUCUGCAAAGAGAGACUCAACCCUCCCUCAGCUCCACGCUGGUUAGAGGUUGUGAGCAUCAGCAGGAACAGCGCUGAGCUGAAAUGGGCAGCUCCUGAGCGCGAUGGAGGCUCAAUCAUCACCAACUACAUUGUGGAGAAACGUGAUGUGAGGCGUAAAGGUUGGCAGACUGUGGACACCACAGUCAAAGAGCUGAAGAGCAGCGUGGCACCACUCAAUGACGGAUCACUUUAUGUGUUCCGUGUUGCUGCUGAGAAUGCUGUGGGUGUUGGACCAUUCUGUGAGCUGGAGGACUCCGUGCUGGCCAAAGACACUUUCACUACUCCUGGCCCACCAUAUGCCCUCAAUGUCAGUGCUGUGACCAAAAGAUACGUGGACCUGGAGUGGGAGGCACCCAAAAAUGAUGGUGGCAGACCUAUCCUCAGGUAUUGCAUUGAGAAAAAGGAGAAGCUUGGAACUCGCUGGGUGAAAUCCGGGAUGACUUCCGGUCCAGAUUGUAAGUACAGGGUAACAGACGUCAUCGAGGGAACAGAAGUUCAGUUCCAGGUCCGAGCUGAGAAUGAGGCUGGGAGCGGACACCCGAGUGAACCCACUGAGAUUCUUACCAUAGAAGAUCCAACAGGCAUCCCGUCACCUCCCAUCGAAUUGCAUGUGACUGGAGCCAGCCGAGACUUCCUGUCAGUUGCCUGGAAACCUCCGCAGAGGGACGGCGGUUCCCCCAUAAGCGGAUAUCACAUUGAGAUGUGCGAGGCUGGAACAGAGAAAUGGAUGAGGGUCAACUCCCGUCCAUUAAAGGAUCUCAAGUACCGUGUAGAGGAGGGUGUGGUCCCUGAGAAGGAGUACAUUCUGAGAGUAAGGGCCGUUAAUGCUGUCGGAGAGAGUGAGCCAUCUGACAUCUCCGAAAAUGUCUUUGCCAAAGACUCUGACUGUAACCCAACCCUCGAGUUCCAGACUCUGGAUCUGGUUGUUGUGGAAACAGAAAAGCUGCACAUCCCCGUUCCCUACAGAGCGGUGCCCUCACCUAAAAUAACCUGGCACAAAGAUGGAAAAGAGCUGAAAAUGGAUGAACGCGUUGGCCUCAGGAAGGAGUACACUUCCUGUCACCUGGAGAUUGACAGCAGCGUCCAUGCUGAUGCUGGAGUGUACAAAGUGACGCUAGAGAACAAUUUGGGAAGCACCAGUGCCACCAUCAAUGUCAAAGUCAUUGGGCUUCCUGGUCCCUGCAAGGAGAUCGUGGCCUCUGACAUCACAAAGAGCUCAUGUAAAGUUUCCUGGGAUCCUCCAGAUUAUGAUGGUGGCAGCCCAAUUCUUCACUAUGUGUUGCAGCGGCGCGAGGCCGGCAGGAGGACGUACGUCAACAUGAUGUCAGGAGAGAACAAGUUGAGCUGGAUGGUCAAAGACCUCAUCCCCAAUGGAGAGUACUACUUCAGAGUCCAGGCCAUUAACAAGAUUGGAGGAGGAGAGUUCAUCGAGCUCCGCAGCCCAGUCAUUGCUGAGGACCAGAAACAUGUUCCCGACCCACCAGUGGAUGUGGAGACCCACAACCCCACAUCUAGUACUGUUACUCUAACCUGGAAACCUCCCAUGUAUGAUGGUGGCUCCAGAAUCAUGGGUUACAUCCUAGAGAAGCAGCAGAAAGGAGAGGACAAGUGGGAGAGGUGCAAUGACUUCCUGGUGCCUGUCCUAUCAUACACCGUCAGAGGACUGACGGAGGGAAAGAACUACACCUUUAGAGUCAAAGCUGAAAAUGCUGCUGGGAUCAGCGAGCCAUCACGCAACACACCAUUCAUCAAGGCCUCAGACACCAUUGAUCCUCCAAAGGUUUUCCUGAGUGGCAGUUUGCAGUCCGGUCUCAGCGUGAAGCGAGGCUAUGAGAUCUGCCUGGAUGCCAACAUUUCAGGGUCUCCAUACCCUCAGAUCACCUGGUACUGGAACAACCAAACAAUUCAACCUGAGCCACUCCGGAAGAGACCUGAAAGGCCUCUGAGGAAGAAAGUGGAAAAGAAAGAAGAGGAGAAGAAGGAGGAAGAGAAGAAGGAAGAGGAGAAGGCUGAGAAGAAAGAGGAGACGGAGGGAGAGGUGAAGGAAGCUGAGGAAAAGAAAGAAAGCGAGGUGAAAAAGGAGGAGGACACUGUAGAAGCAGAGGUAGCCGAGCCAGACUACCCGACCAUAAAUGAGCGCCUGACCAUUGAUAACAGCCACAGGGGUCUGUCCUCUGUUAUCAUCAGGGACUCAGUCCGCCCCGAUCAUGGCGUCUACAUGGUGAAGGUGGAAAAUGACCACGGCAUUGCCUCGGCGGUCUGCGAGGUCAAUGUGCUCGAUACUCCUGGGCCUCCAGUGAACUUUAGAUUCGAGGAGGUGAGGAAGAACUCUGUGAUCUGCAAGUGGGAUCCCCCUCUGGAUGAUGGUGGCAGCGAGAUUCUCAACUACAUCCUGGAGCAGAAGGACAACUCGAAGCUGGAGAUCGGUUGGAGCAGUGUUACCACCACACUGAAAGGAUGCCGUUACUUUGUGCCCAAACUCAUUGAGAAGAAGGAGUACCUCUUUAGAGCCGUGGCUGAGAACAAGCAUGGUCCUGGCCCGCCCUGUGUCUCUAAACCAGUCAUUGCCAAGAAUCCUUUCGAACCACCCGAGGCCCCUGAUAAACCACAAAGUGACGACUUGACAGCCAACAGCAUGCUGGUCACAUGGAAUGAACCAAAUGACAAUGGGAGCCCCAUCUUGGGAUACUGGGUAGAGCGCCGUGAGAUCAACAGCUCACACUGGGCACGUGUUAAUAGGAACCUCACCCCUGUCACUGAGCUGGGUGUCGAAGGUCUGAUUGAGGGGCUGACUUACAUCUUUAGGGUGGCUGCGGAAAACCAGGCUGGCACUGGAAAGUUCAGCAUUCCCUCUGAACCCAGGACUGCCCGGGCACCCAUCUUGCCUCCAGGACCUCCAGUUGCCAGAGUGGCAGCAACUACUGACUACUCCAUUGAAGUGGAGUGGGAUCCACCUGCUGAUAAUGGAGGUGGGGAGAUCCUGGGAUAUCAUGUGGAUAAGGCUAUGGCUGGCUCAAAGGACUGGUCCAGGUCUACAGAACGUCCCUGGAGAUCACGGACCUUCACUGUUUAUGGAGUCCGUGAGGGCGCGAAGUACAUGGUCAGAGUCAUUGCCUGCAACGCUGCUGGAGAGGGAACACCAGGAUUCACAGAGUCUGUGUUCGUCAGAAAUCCUGCAGAGAUACCUGUGAUUGAACUGGAUCUGUCUGUCAAGAAUGGUGUAGUCAUCAGAGCGGGAGAAACACUCCGUAUACCAGCUACAGUCACAGGUAAACCCUAUCCAGCUAUCACCUGGACCAAGGAUGAUGGCAAACCUGACAAAGACCGCGUAGAGAUCCUCACCGAGGGGAAUAACAGCAUCUUCUCGGUCAACAAUGUCCAGAGGAAGGACUGUGGCAAAUACCAAAUCUCUGCUUGCAACCCCAGUGGCACCAAGUCUGCAUGGAGCAGAGUGGAGGUCGUGGAUGUCCCUGGACCUGUCACAGACCUGAAGCCUGUUGUUGUCACUCGUAAGAUGAUCUUCCUGAACUGGGACGAUCCUGUGGACGAUGGAGGCAGUGACUUGACUGGCUUCCUCGUGGAGCGAAGAGAUCCUAAGAUGCACACGUGGAGGCAGCCUGUUGAAACCACCUCGUCUAAGUGUGAGUGUGUAGGCAUUGUGGAGGGACAAGUGUACCUGUUCCGUGUCUUCGCCAAGAACAAGUAUGGCUUGGGCCAACCUGUUGAACUGGAGCCUAUCACGGCUGUAGACCCACAGGGCCCACCAUCAUAUCCUGAGAAAUUCCGCUACACAGAACGUACUAAGGAUUCCAUCACACUGACCUGGAAGCCACCCCGUAAUGAUGGCGGCAGCCCUAUCAUUGGCUACUUUGUUGAGAAAAAGAGGCAGGACCAGCAGGCCUUUGAGCCCUGCAAUACCGAGAUCUGCCCUGACAUGACUAUGACUGUGAAGGGCCUGGAAGAUGCCUGGAUGUAUGAGUUUAGAAUCAAAUGCGCCAAUCUUAUUGGCGAGAGUGAGCCAUCCAUCCCAUUGACCGUGGUUAUCCAAGAUGAUGAAGUGCCUCCUGAGGUCCACAUGCGGACAAAGUUCAAAGGUGACACUGUUACUGUGAAGAAGGGUGAGACCAUCGAGAUUCCAGCAGAUGUCCUGGGACUCCCCAUCCCUAAGGUUGAGUGGUCUAAGGACGACAUUGUGAUCCAGAAGCCUACUGAGACUCUGCUGAUAGAGACAGAAGUGACUGGCAGAAUGAAUUGCAAGACCAUGCUGUCCAUCCCAUCUGCCAACAGGAGGGACCGUGGCAGCUACACUGUGGUUGCCUCCAACAACAUGGGAUCAGCCAAGCACAUUAUCUAUGUCAUGGUGCUCGACCGACCAACUCCACCAAGGAAUGUGACAGUAUCCAACAUCAGGGCUGAGUCCUGCUACCUCAACUGGGAUGCACCAGUUGAUAAUGGUGGAAGUGAACUGACCAAUUACAUAAUUGAGAAGAGGGAAGUGGUAACAGAGGUGCCUGAGCUGGAAGAGGGGCAGGAAGCCCCACCUGAACCACAGUGGGAAGUGGUUACAAACAGCAUAAUUGAGAAAAAAUAUGGGGUCUGGAACCUGGAAACCAAAAAGUCCUACCUGCUCCGAGUCCGAGCUGAGAACCGCUAUGGUAUAUCUGAUCCUUGCACAACAGAGGAAGUUCAGAUUACAGACCCCUUUGGCCUUCCCGGCCCACCAGAGAAACCAACGAUUGCAGAGUACUCCAAGACCUCCAUGACUCUAACCUGGGAGCCUCCCAGAGAUAACGGGGGCUCCAUGAUUGUUGGUUACUGGCUGGAAAAGAGAGAGAAAGGCACUGACUACUGGGCUAAGGUCAACAAGGUGCCCAUCACAAAGAGGGGCAUGAAAGGCUGGGAGUACCAGGUGACACGUCUGUUUGAGGGAACAGAGUACGAGUUCAGGGUGGCAGCCUGCAAUUCAGCAGGAACUGGACCAUUCAGUGGACCAUCUGACACUGCCUUUGCUGUUGACCCUAUCACUCCUCCGAGCAUGCCUGCUGCUCCUGAGGUGGUUGAUAAGACAAAACACAGUGUCACACUGUCCUGGAAACCACCAGAGAGUGAUGGUGGCAGCCCCAUCAAGGGCUACAUUAUCCAGAUCCAGGAUGAGGGGACAUCAAACUGGGUGAGAGUGAAUGAUCCUGAAACUCUGCACCCCACUACUGAAUUUACAAUGCCCAGCCUCCGCGAGCUGAAGCGCUACCGCUUCAGGAUCAUUGCUGUCAAUGACAUUGGCGAGUCUGAUCCCAGCCCCCGCACUGAUGAAGUUCUGAUUGAGGAUGUCCAACUUAAACCUUCUAUUACACUGGAUGUGCUGGCAGAUGACCUUGUUUACAUCCGAGCUGGAGAUCCCAUUAGAAUCCCCACCACCAUUACAGGCCGCCCUGUUCCCAAGGUCACCUGGGACUUUGAUGGCAAAGCCAAGACCCACAAGAAGAACAAACUGCACACACUGCCUGUGGACUCUGAGGUGGAGUCCACAGACACCACUUCAGUUGUGAUCAUCCCUGUGAGUCUGAGGAGCCACUCUGGACGUUACACCAUCACAGCCAAGAACAAGUCCGGACAGAAACACCUGAACAUUAGAGUUAUUGUCCUCGAUGUUCCUGGGCCACCAAAGGACCUGAGGAUUACUGACAUCACCCGGUCAACUAUGAGGCUGAUCUGGAAGCUCCCUGACACAGAUGGAGGAGAGAGGAUCAAGAGCUACUUUAUUGAAAAGAAAGCUGUCACUGACAAGGCCUGGACCAAGGUUAAUACAGCCUGUGCCAGCCAGGCUUAUGUGGUGCCAGGGCUGCUAGAGGGCCUGGACUACUUCUUCAGAGUACGAGCUGAGAACCGAUUGGGAUUUGGCCCAUUCACCAUCACCACUGAACCUGCCCGGGCCAGAGACCCCAUCUAUCCCCCCGACCCCCCUACCAAGCUGAAAGUUAACCUAGUGACAAAGAACACUGUCACUCUGAGCUGGGAGGCUCCCAAAAACAAUGGUGGCUCUCCUGUGAAGCAUUACAUCAUUGAGCGUUUGAGCUGGGACACCAGCGGCAAGGAGAAAGAGACCUGGAAACAGUGCAACAAAAGAGAUGUGGAAGAGCUCACCUUCGUGGUAGAGGAUCUCAAGGAGGGAGGAGAAUAUGAGUUUAGAGUAAAAGCUGUAAAUGCUGCUGGACCCAGUCGACCUUCUGCCACCAUUGGACCCAUGGUCAUCAAGGAUCAGACAUGUCCUCCCACUAUUGAGCUGCGUGAGGCUAUGGAGGGUGAGGAGGGCUGUGAUGUCAGCAUUGUGGCCAAAGUUAGUGGCUGUCCGUUCCCCAGGCUCACUUGGCACAAAGCCAGCCUGGCCAAACCUGAAGAGAAGUCUGCGAUUCAGUAUGACCAGCAUAUCAACAAACUAGUGACCCAGGAUAAGUGCACCCUUCUGAUACAGCAAGCCACCAGGCACGACAGCUCCCUCUACAGCCUGACAGCCAGUAAUAGUCUGGGCACUGUUUGCAAGGACAUUAAGCUCUCAGUGUUUGGACCUCCGGGACCACCUGUGGGACCAAUCAAGUUCACAGAGGUGUUUGCAGAGAGGAUAGGCCUGGCCUGGAACCCUCCCACCGACGAUGGCGGAUCUAAGAUCACCAACUACGUGGUUGAGAAGCGUGAGGAGAACAGGAAGUCCUGGGUCCAUGUCUCCAAUGAUCCCAAAGAGUGUGCCUAUGUGGUAACCCGGCUGACAGAGAACCACGAGUAUGAGUUCAGAGUCAUGGCCCAAAACAAGUUUGGAGUGGGCCCACCGUUGAUCAGUGAGCCGGAGAAGGCCAGAAAUCUUUUCACUGUCCCUGGUCAGUGUGAGAAACCCACUGUAACAGACGUCUGCCUAGAGUCAAUGACUGUCAACUGGGAUGAACCCAAGUACGAUGGUGGGUCCUCCAUCACUGGCUAUAUCAUUGAGAAGAAGGAGACCACGGGCAAGCGCUGGACCCGUGUCAACCGGGAGCCCAUUCGUGCACUGCCGCUGGGCAACAACUGGGAUGUCACUGGCCUACUGGAAGGAGCCAUGUACCAGUUCAGGGUCAUUGCUGUCAAUGCCGCUGGCUGUGGUUUGCCCAGUGUGCCCUCUGACCCCAUACUCUGCAGAGACCCCAUAAAGCCUCCAGGUCCACCCACUCCAAAGGUAACAGACUGGACUAAGUCUACGGUUGAGCUGGAGUGGAUCCCUCCUCUGGUGGACGGAGGGUCAAAGGUCACAGGCUACAUUGUGGAGUUCAAGGAGGUGAACAAAGAGGAAGAGGAGAAAAAAGCUCAGAGGAGGCUGCUGCUGAGUGAAGCUGAGGAGGAGAAGGUGCCAGAGACAGAUGAGGGCUGGGAGAAGGCAAAGGACACUGAGAUCAGAGGAACUAAAUUUGUGGUGGCCGGUCUGAAAGAAGGUGGUCUGUACCGCUUCAGAGUGCGAGCCAAGAAUUCUGCUGGAGUAGGAGACCCUGGAUUUGUGUCUGAGCUCAUUGAGGUCAAAGACAGAACAAUUCCUCCCGAGAUGGAUCUUGACGCCUCAGUGAAGGAGAAAAUUGUGGUCCAUGCUGGCGGCACCAUACGGAUCAUCGCCUAUGUGUCUGGUAAACCUGCCCCGCAGAUCACCUGGUGUCGAGAUGACAGUGAGGUUCCCAAAGAGGCCAUGGUGGAGAAGACAGGCAUCUCCAAUUCACUGGUCAUUAAGAACUGCAGACGCCAACACCAGGGCAUCUAUACACUGAGUGCCAAGAAUGAGGGUGGAGAGAGGAAGAAGGCUAUCAUCGUUGAGGUCCUGGAUGUUCCUGGACCAGUUGGUCUUCCCUUCAGUGGAGAAAACCUGACCGAAGACUCUUGCAAGUUGACCUGGUACACCCCUGAAGAUGAUGGCGGCUCAGCCAUCACCAACUAUAUUAUCGAGAAGAGGGAGUCGGACCGCAUGGGUUGGACCUCUGUAUCUUACACAGUGACGAGGAACAAUGCUGUAGUACAGGGACUCAUCGAUGGCAAGGGCUAUUUCUUUAGGAUCGCUGCUGAGAACAUAAUAGGCAUGGGACCUUUCAUCGAGACCGACAAGAUGGUUCUCAUCAAAGACCCCAUCUCUGUCCCAGAGCGUCCUGAGAACCUCAUCAUCACAGCUGUUUCCAAAGACUCCCUCUCUGUUGCCUGGAGACCACCCAAAUAUGAUGGUGGUGCAGACGUGACCAGCUAUGUUCUUGAGUCCCGAAUGAUUGGCCAUGACAACUUUGUGAAAGUCGGUGGGGAGGAGAAGCUGAUGGAUAGGAAGUUCACGCUAACUGGGCUGAAGGAAGGCUCAAGCCAUGAAUUCAGAGUCUCUGCUGUCAACCAGGUGGGACAGGGCAAACCAUCUUUUGCCACCAAACCUGUGCAGUGCAAAGAUGAACUUGAGCCACCUACUCUGGAUCUGGAGUUCAGGGACAAGAUAAUGGUAAAAGUAGGAGACACCUGUAUGCUAUCGGGACGCUACAGCGGUAAACCAGCCCCUGCUAUCGCCUGGACAAAGAAUGAUGAGGACCUGAAGGCAGAUGAGGAAAUCAGCCUCCACACCACCACUCAUCACCUCAGCCUCAGCAUCAGCAAGGCCAAGAGAGAACACAGUGGCCGGUAUUGUGUCAGUGUGGAGAAUGCUGCCGGCACUCGCUUAGGAAUCUGCACCAUCGUUGUGGUCGACCGUCCUCAGCCACCAGAGGGCCCCGUAGUGUUCAAUGAAGUCUACAGGAAUUACAUGGUAAUCUCCUGGAACCCUCCUCUGGAUGACGGAGGCUGCGCUGUUUCCAACUACAUCAUUGAGAAGAGAGAUACCAACAGAGACUUGUGGAUGCCUGUCAUCUCAUCCUGUACCAGGACCACCUGCAAGGUGCCAAAGCUGAUCGAAGGCCGGGACUACAUUGUCCGCAUCAUGGCUCAGAACAUCUAUGGCAUUAGCGAUCCCCUCCUGUCAGCAGAGUCUAAAGCUAGAGACAUCUUCAAGGUACCUGAUGCUCCUAAGCAGCCCACAGUGAAGGAGGUUUACCAUGACUCUGCCCUGAUCAGCUGGGAGCCACCUGCUGAUGGAGGGAAACCAAUCAUAGGCUACAUUGUGGAGAGGAAGGAGACCAUGGCCAACAGGUGGGUUCGCUGUAACACAGAAAGAAUCCAUCCUAAGGUGGAUUACUGGGUGACUGAACUGCUGAAGGGCUGUGAGUAUGAGUUCAGGGUCAGUGCUGAGAAUGAAGUGGGAGCUGGAGACCCAAGCCCACCAUCUAAACCCAUCUUUGCCAAAGAUCCCAUUGUGAAACCCAGUCCACCAGUGAACCUACAGGCUGUUGACUUCACCAAGGAGUCAGUGACCCUGUCCUGGGAGCCACCUACUGACAGCGGCAGAGGAAAGAUCUUUGGGUACCUGCUGGAGUUCCAGAAGGCUGGAGAGGAGGAAUGGCACAAGGUGAACCAGACUCCAGACUCCUGCAAAGAAACAAAGUUUAAGAUUAUCAACCUGGAAGAUGGUGUUUUGUACCGCUUCAGAGUCAUGGCUGUCAAUGCUGCCGGGGAGUCCAACCCAGCUAACAUUACUGAGCCAAUCAAAGUACAGGACAGACUUGAGCCCCCAGAGUUGAUUCUGGAUGCUGGAAUGACACGAGAGGUGAAAGCCAUGGUUGGCACUCACAUCACACUGAUAGCUGGAAUCAAAGGUGUCCCAUUCCCUACUGUCACCUGGAAGAAGAACGAUGCAGAGGUUCCCCCUCGGGCAGAUAUUGAAACCAGUCAGGCAGGCACCAAGCUGGAGAUGAGGUUCUGUCACCGUGGUGACUGUGGAGAUUACACCCUAACUGUGGAGAACCCAGCUGGAUCCAAGACUGUCACCUGCACUGUGCUGGUUCUUGACAAACCUGGUCCCAUCCAGCACCUCCGUGUGUCUGAUGUGAGGAGCGACUCUGCCUACCUGUCCUGGAAAGACCCAGAAGACAGUGGUGGUGUUCGCAUCACUAACUUUGUAGUAGAGAAGAAAGAUACAGCUUCCACUCAGUGGGUCCCUGUCUGCUCCACAUCCAAGAAACGCAGCAUGAUGCUGAAGCACCUGAUGGAAGGCAGAUCCUACGUGUUUAGAGUUGCUGCAGAAAAUCAGUUUGGCCGCAGUGAAUUUGUUACGACACCAAAGGCCAUCAAGGCAAUGAACCCACUCUUCCCUCCUGGUCCUCCCAAAGACCUGCAUCAUGUUGACAUGGACAAGACUGAGGUGUGGUUGGCCUGGAACUGGCCCGAUCGUAAUGGAGGAAGUGAGAUCACAGGCUUCCUCGUAGAGUAUCAGGAAGAGGGAGAGAAAGACUGGUAUGAGUGGAAGACUGUCAGCAUCCCUGAGAGCCAUGUCACUGGUCUGGAGGAGGGAAAGACCUACCGCUUCAGAGUGAGGGCUGAGAAUGCCAUUGGCCUCAGCAGACCUGACACAACAGUGCCCAUCCUCUGCCAGGAGAAACUAGUGGCUCCAAUUGUUGAAGUUGAUGUUAAGCUCACUGAAGGCAUCAUCGUGAAGGCUGGAACCACCAUCAGGCUGCCAGCUAUAAUGAGAGGAAUCCCUGUCCCAACUGCCAAGUGGUCCAUCGAAGGAGAGGAGAUCACCAGCCAGGGCAACAUUAAGAUUGACACUGAUAAUUUCUCCACUGUUCUCAACAUUAAUGAGUGCACCAGAAACCACACUGGCACCUACCUGCUUGCCGUGUCCAACCCAGCAGGAACCAAGACAGUGGCCUUAAAUGUCACUGUACUGGAUGUUCCUGCUGCUCCCAUUGGACCAGUCAACAUUCUGGAGGUCACGCCAGAUUCUAUGACAAUUGAGUGGCGUCCUCCUAAGGAUGACGGUGGGAGCGCUGUAACCAACUACAUCGUGGAGAAAAGAGAGUCCACCAAGGAGACGUGGGGAGGUGUGAGCUCUGGUAGCAUUGCCACUAAGCUCCGAAUCACCCGUCUUCAGAGGGGAGUGGAAUAUGUACUUCGCAUUCGUGCUGAGAACAAGAUGGGCAUUGGUGCUCCUCUGGAGAGCAAGCCCACUGUUGCUGAGCAUUCCUUCAUGCCUCCCAGUCCUCCUGGUAAGCCACAGUCCUCUGAUAUCUCAGAGGAUGCUGUUACACUUGGCUGGACCAUGCCCCUGUCUGAUGGUGGUAGUCAGAUCAGUGGCUACAUCAUUGAGCGCAGACACAAGGGAGGAAAGUGGAUUCGUGUUAACAAGACACCUUGCAAGGACCUGAGGUACCGAGUCCUGGGUCUAUUUGAGGGCAGCGAGUAUGAGUUCAGAGUGUUUGCUGAGAAUAUUGCUGGAUAUAGUGGCCCUUCACCCAUCUCUGACACCUGUAAACCCUGCAGACCCAUCACUGUCCCAAGUCCCCCUGUCAACCCUAAAGUUAAGGAUUACAGCAAGGUCACUGCUGACCUGGUGUGGACCAAACCGACCAAAGAUGGAGGCAGCCCCAUCCUGGGUUAUACUGUAGAGAUGAAAAAAGGUGAUGCUGAAGAAUGGAAAAAAGUCAACGUAGAAGACUUAAUCAAGCAGUGUGCCUACAGGGUGAAGGGUCUAGAGGAGGGUGUGACCUAUAGAUUCAGAGUCAGUGCUUCAAACAUGAUUGGAGAUGGGGAGCCAAGAGAAAUCCCAGAGUCGAUCACUGCUCAGGAUAUCCUUAUACCUCCAGAGAUUGAGAUGGAGGUCACCUGCCGUGAUUGUGUUACUGUGCGUGUCGGACACAACAUCAACAUCAUGGGCUACAUCAAAGCUCGCCCUGACCCUGAAGUGUUUUGGUUGAAAAAAGAGACAGUUUUAGAGAACAGCAAACGUGUCACCAUCACGCAGAACCUUCCUAUGGUCCACCUAAAGAUCAAGGAAGCCACAAGGGAGGACCAUGGCAAAUAUACCCUGAAAGCUUCAAAUGAGGGUGGUGAGGCUUCCUGCACGAUCACAGUUAAUGUGCUAGACAGACCCAGCCACUGCCAGAACUUGCAUGUGACCUAUGCCACCAAGGACUCAUGCAUGAUCAACUGGGAGGCCCCUAAGGACAAUGGUGGAUCCGAGAUCACCAACUACAUUGUGGAGUGCAGAGAGCCUAGUAUUAGCAUGUGGUCUAUGAUCUCUUCCAGCUGCACUAAUCGCAAGAUCAAGACCAAGCUGAUGGAAGGCCAUGAGUACCUGUUCCGUGUCUGCGCUGAAAACAAGCUAGGACCAGGACCCUCUGUGGAGACCAAGACCCCGUUAUUGGCCAUUGACCCCAUUGAUAAUCCCGGUGAGCCUGAGAAAUUCAGAGCCACUGACAUUGGUAAGAAUUAUGUCUGUUUGAGGUGGAGAAAGCCUGACUAUGAUGGCGGAAGUCCCAACCUGUCCUACAACCUGGAGUGUAAAUCUAAAGAUGCUGAGGAGUGGCAAAGACUCAACACCAGUACUCUCACAGACACCUUCUUUUUGGCUGAUAAGUGUGUGGAAAAUCAUACAUACACCUUCAGAGUACAGACAGUCAGUGAAGGAGGUGAGAGUGCCUGGGUGAAACUUGCAGAUAUUCUGGUGAGGGAGGAGAUCCAGAAGCCUGUCAUUGACCUGAAGUUGGCUGGAACAUUGACAGUAAAGGCUGGAGAGUCAGUCAGAAUGGAGGCUGCGCUGAGAGGAAAGCCCCAGCCCGAGGUUAAAUGGACAAAAGAUAAGGCUGUUGGAGACAAUCCCAGAAUAAGCUAUGAAACUGGCCCUGACUACUCCAAAUUUCUGAUGACUAAGUCCAGACGCAGUGACACAGGAAAAUACAUCAUCACUGCCACCAAUUCAGCUGGUACCUUCACGGCAUAUGCCAACAUUAAUGUCCUGGAUGUUCCCGGCCCAGUGAGGAACCUGAGGAUUACUGGGAUUGGAGCUGACAAGUGCAGAGUGGUAUGGGAUGCUCCAGAGGAUGAUGGUGGUUGUGAGGUGGACAGCUACAUCCUAGAGAAAUGUGAGACCAGGAGAAUGGUCUGGUCCACAUAUUCAUCCUCUGUGGUCACACCGUACUGCAAUGUCACUCGUUUGGUGGAAGGGAAUGAGUACAUUUUCAGAGUAAGGGCUGAGAACAAGAUGGGUACUGGUCCCGCUAUGGAGAGUAAGCCUGUAACUGUCAAAACUCAGUUCAGCAGACCUGGACCCCCUGAUGCCCCUGAAGUCACCAAGGUGAGUAAAGAUGAGAUGACUGUGGUAUGGGCUCCUCCUGAAAAUGAUGGAGGAAAGUCAAUUACUGGCUACAUCCUCGAGAGAAAAGAGAAGAGGGCAGUGCGCUGGGUAGCUUGCACCAAGAGCCCCAUCUCUGAGAGACGCAUGAAAGUAACCAACCUGAUUCCAAACCAUGAGUACCAGUUCAGAGUAAAAGCUGAGAACGAAGUCGGCCUUGGCGAGCCCAGCAAACCCUGCCGGCCAGUUGCAGCCAAAGAUCCUAUUGAGCCACCUGGUCCCCCUGCAGGCCUGAAAGUGGCUGACAGCACAAAGACCUCUAUCACUCUGUCCUGGUCUAAACCCGUGUAUGACGGUGGUGCCCCCAUCAUAGGCUAUAGCUUGGACAUGAGGCUGAAAAGUGAGGCAGAUCCUGAGAAUCCCACAGUGGGCUGGAAGAGAAUUGAUACCCACGGUCCACUGGUGCUCACAGAGUUCACCAUCAGCCAGCUCGAUGAGAAGCAGGAGUAUGAGUUCAAGGUGUCAGCCCAAAACCAGGUGGGCUGGGGACGUCAUGCCUAUUUGAAGGAGGCAGUGUCUCCCAAGGAAGUCCUGGAGGCUCCAGAAAUUGAGUUGGAUGCCAGUCUGAGGAAAGGCCUGUCUGUGAGGGCUGGUUGUCCUAUAAGGCUUUUCGCCGUGAUUAGAGGAAGACCUGCCCCCAAGGUUACAUGGAAACGGUUGGGUGUGGACAAUGUAGUCCGGCGAGGUCACGUGGACCAGGUUGACACCAUGUCCUUCCUAGUCAUUCCUGAGAGCACCAGAGAGGAUUCUGGAAAAUAUUCACUCACUCUGUCUAACUCAGCUGGAGAGAAAGCUGUAUUUGUCCGUGUCAAAGUCCUUGACACACCUGGCCCUGUUGGCGGCCUGGAUGCAACUAACGUCACCAAGACAACAGCUCAACUCUCCUGGAUGCCACCAGAGAAUGAUGGAGGCAGCCCCAUCCUCAACUACACUGUGGAGAAACGGGAGGUGGAUAGGAAGACCUGGACUAAGUGCACAGAGGACCUGAAGAAGACCAGCUUCAAGAUCACCAACCUCACACCUGGUAUUGAGUAUUACUUUAGAGUAAUGGCCUGCAACAAGUAUGGCAUUGGAGUUCCUCAGGACUCGCCCAGGUCCUACUUGGCCGUUGACCCCAUCAGUGAGCCAGACCCUCCAAAGAAGAUGGAUGUGUUAGAGAUCACCAAGAAUAGUGCCACACUGGGCUGGCUGAAACCUCUCAGAGAUGGAGGUGCCAAAAUUAAUGGUUAUGUGGUGGAUUACCAGGAGGAGGGUGCGCCCGAGGGCAAGUGGACAUCAUAUUCUGUGGUCAAAGACCUGACUAUCGUGGUGGUUGGUCUGAAAGAAGGAAAGAAGUACAAGUUCAGAGUGGCAGCCAGGAACUCAGUGGGAGUCAGUUUGGCUCGAGAGGCAGAGGGAAUGUUUGAAGUUAAGGAGCAGCUCAUGGCUCCAAAGAUAAUCAUGCCUGACAUUGUGACGGUCAGAGCUGGAUCCAAGAUGGUGAUUGAGGCUAUUGUGGCAGGAAAGCCUGCUCCCUACUGCAAGUGGAAGCAGGGCAAUGAGGACGUGCUGACCUCUGACCGCCUGUUUCUUGUAAAGACACUGACAACUAACACACUUAUUAUCAAGAAUGUAACAAGAAAGGAUAGUGGUUACUACAGCUUGUCGGCUGAGAACAGUACCGGCAAGAUUAAUCAGAUCCUCAAAGUCAUCGUCAUGGACAUUCCUGGACCCCCUGAAGCUCCUUUAGAGAUCACUGAACUGGACAUUGAUGCCUGCACACUGCUCUGGAACUCUCCUCAGGAGGAUGGUGGCAGCAACAUCACCAGCUACAUUGUAGAGAAGUGUGACAUUAGCCAAGGUGACUGGGUCACCGUUUCUGCAUCUUGCACAAAAACCAGCUUCAGAAUAACCAAACUGACACCUGGCAAAGAGUACGGCUUCCGUGUCCGUGCUGAAAAUAGGUUUGGUAUCUCUGAGCCCACCUACUCUGAGAAGAUGAUUGCCAGAUAUCCAUUUGAUCCUCCAAGUGAACCGAGAAACCUGCAGAUUAACAAGGUCAACAAGGAUUUUGUCAUUCUAUCAUGGGAGCGCCCCACCUCUGAUGGUGGCAGCCCCAUCACUGGAUAUUGCAUUGAGAAGAAGGAGAGGAACAGCAUUCUGUGGGUGAAGUCUAAUGAGUCUGUGGUCAAAGCCACCCAGUACACCUGCACAGGCCUGAUUGAAGGCCUGGAGUACACCUUCAGGGUGUCAGCACAAAACCAGGCUGGACAGGGCAAACCUUGCAAACAGACAGACUUCAUCACUGCUAGGACUGCUAUUGACCCACCAGGUAAACCUGAGCCUAUGGAUGUGACCAAGAACUCUGUCUCAUUGGUGUGGAGCCGUCCAAAGCAUGACGGUGGCAGCAAGUUGAUUGGCUACUACAUGGAAUAUACAAAGCUUCCAGAAGAAAAGUGGACUCGCUGCAAUGCCAACUGCAUGAAUAUCCAAACAGAGAACUAUGUGGUAACCGGCCUAGAGGAGGGUCAACAAUACCAGUUUAGAGUCAUCGCCAAGAGCGCGAUUAACAUCAGCUUGCCAUCCGAUCUAUCUGAUCCCAUUCCUGUCAUCGCAGAGAAUGUUGCUCCUCGUGUGGAACUGGGUGUUAAUAUGAAGAACCUGAUCAUGGUGAAAGCUGGAGAGAAUGUCUUCCUGGAUGCUGAGGUGUUUGGCAAACCACUUCCCAAAGUGAGCUGGAAGAAGGAUGGGCUGCCUCUUGUCCUCACCGAGGGAAUGAAGAUGUCGCAAAAGAAACAUCUUCAUCUGCUGGAGCUAUACUCUGUCACCAGGAAGGAGUCUGGGGACUACACUAUUACAGCUGAAAAUGUCAAUGGCACCAAGUAUGCCACCAUAAAGGUCAAGGUACUCGACAAACCUGGCCCUCCAGCCUCAGUGAAAAUUAGUAAGGUCUUUGCCGACCGUAUUAAACUGCGAUGGGAGCCACCACUUGCAGACGGAGGUUCUGAAAUCACUAACUACAUCAUUGAGAAGCGUGAGACCAGCAGGGCCAACUGGGCACUGGUCACCUCAAACAUCCAUGGACACAUCACUGACUGCUCAGUGGAGAAACUUAUUGAGGGACAUGAAUACCAGUUCAGAGUCAGUGCUGAAAACCAGUAUGGUGUGGGAGACCCCACUAUGACUGACGCUGUCACAGUCAAGAACCCAUAUGAUGUUCCUGGUCCAUGUGAGCCACCAGUCAUCACCAACAUCACUAAGGACUCCAUGACAGUCAGCUGGAAGGCCCCAGCCAAUGAUGGCAAGUCUCCAAUCCUAGGCUACAUGGUGGAGAAACGUGAGGCCACUGAGCUGAGCUGGGCUAAGGUUAACCGCCGACCAGUCAUUGAUAGGACCAUUAAGGCCAUUCAGCUGACCGAGGGCUCUGAGUAUGAGUUCAGAGUCAUUGCUAUAAACAAGGCUGGUCUUGGCAAACCCAGCGAUGCCUCCAAUGCUGCACUGGCUGUUGACCCUGUCUAUCCUCCCGGGCCACCUGCCUUCCCCAAGGUGGUGGACUCUACCAAGACCUCAGUUAGCCUUAGCUGGACCAAACCAGCAUAUGAUGGUGGCUGUGAGAUCAUUGGAUACCUGGUUGAGUGCAAGCGAGCUGAUGCAGAAAACUGGACAAAGUGCAAUGUACCAAAGAAACUCCAGGCCACCAGAUUCCUGGUGACAGGCCUGAUGGACAACACUGAGUACCAGUUCAGAGUCAUUGCUGUCAACAAGAUUGGUUACAGUGAGCCCAGCGAGGUGCCUGGAAACUACAUGCCCAAGGAUAUACUGAUUGCUCCUGAAGCUGAACUGGAUGCUGACCUAAGAAAGGCUUUGGUUUUGCGAGCUGGCGUAACUAUGAGGCUCUAUGUACCACUGAGAGGACGCCCAGCACCAAAGGUGACAUGGACAAAAGUUGAUGAUAACUUGAAGGAAAGGCAAGGUCUGCUGAUCAAGACAUCAGACUGGGACACCCUACUAAUGAUUGAGGAUGUUAGCAGAUACGAUACUGGAAAAUAUGUUCUGUCACUGGAGAACGAUAGUGGUUCCAAGAGCUAUACCAUCGUAGUCAAGGUCCUUGAUUCUCCCGGCCCACCUGUUAACCUGAUUGUGAAGGAAACCUCCAGAACCCAUGCCUGGAUCUCCUGGGAUGCCCCACUGCUAGAUGGUGGUAGUCCAGUGAAGAACUACAUUGUAGAGAAACGUUUGGCUGAGAGGAAGGCCUGGACCUGUGUGUCGGCAGAAUGUCCAAAGACUUCCUUCAGGAUCACGAACCUGGAGGCAGGACAGGCCUACUGCUUCAGAGUUCUAGCUGAAAACGCCUAUGGCAUUGGAGAGGGCUGUGAGACUGCAGGCAGCAUCAGGGCUUCUGAACAACCUGGUCCAGUGACAGACUUCAAACCCCAGAAGACUACCAAGGAUUCUAUCACCCUGGGCUGGAAGAAGCCAAUCAAUGAUGGUGGAAGUUAUGUUACUGCAUACAUCCUGGAGCAGGGUGAAGGAGAGGAGAAGUGGAAGCAGAUCAUGAAGGGAAAGAACACCUCACACACUAUUGGUGAACUGACUGAGGGCAAGGAAUAUUCCUUCAGGGUCAAGGCACUGAACGAGUCUGGAGAAGGACCACCCACUGAGCUCACUGCUAUUGCCAAGGACCAGUUUGUGCUCCCUGAUUGCAACUUAAGUGAGCUGUAUGAUGGCUGCUAUGUGGUUAAGGAGGGCAGCACCACACGUAUCAACAUCCCCAUCACUGGAGUGCCCUACCCCGCAGCUACCUGGAAGAAGGGUGAUGUAGCACUGGGUGAUACUGGCCGAAUGUGUGUUGAAGCAUCUCAGGGCAUCACUACCUUAUUGAUCAGAGACUGCCAGAGAGGAGAUGCUGACAUCUACACUAUAAACGUCAGAAACAGUGCUGGCUCAAAGGAUUGCAAGUUCCAGGUGAAGGUAGUUGGCAAACCUGGCAUCUGCACUGGACCCAUUAAGUUUGAUGAGAUUACUGCCGACGGCAUCACACUGGAGUGGGGACCACCCAAAGAUGAUGGUGGUGCAGAGGUAUCCAAUUACAUUGUGGAGAAGAGGAGGACAACAGAUAAUAAGUGGGCUACAGUGGCUUCUGCCAUCCAGAAGACCACAAUGAGAGUGAUCAGACUCCACGAUGGAAUAGAAUACAUCUUUAGAGUGUUUGCUGAAAACAAGUAUGGGGUUGGAGAAUAUCUGAGGUCUGACCCAGUCAUUGCCCAGCAUCCCUUCAAUGUUCCUGGGGCACCUACUCCACCAGAAAUUGUAAGCAUCAGCCAUGAAUCAGCCAUCUUGACUUGGACUGAUCCAAAGGACACUGGUGGUUCCCAAAUUACUGGAUAUCACAUAGAAUUUAAGGAGAAAAACAGUCUGAUGUGGAAACGGGCAAGCAAGACUCCUCUGAGAGUGAAAGAAUGUAGAGUCACUGCACUGAUAGAAGGAUUAGAGUAUGAAUUCAGGGUGAUGGCCAUGAAUAUGGCUGGCCUGGGAAAGGCUAGCAAAGUGACUGAGGCCAUAGUUGCUUUGGAUCCUAUUGAUCCUCCUGGCAAACCUGAAGUGAUCAGUGUUACCAGGAGCACAGUAACUCUGAUAUGGACAGCUCCCAAAUAUGAUGGUGGCUACAAGUUGACUGGCUACAUCAUAGAGAAACUUGAGGCCAGUGGUAAAGCCUGGAUAAAAGCCAAUCAUGUCAACAUUCAGGCCUGUGCUUUCACUGUGACUGACCUGACUGAAGGAUCCCAGUAUCAAUUCAGAAUCAGGGCCAGGAAUGCUGCAGGUGCUAUCAGUGUUCCUUCAGAGUCUACUGACCUUUUGACCUGCAAGGAUGAAUAUGAGCCUCCAACCAUCACUAUUGACCCAGAAAUGAAAGAUGGUAUAUCCGUCAGAGCAGGAGACACAAUUAUAAUCUCAGCCUCUAAGAUUGUGGGCAAGCCUCCACCUACUGCAAUCUGGUCCAAGAAAGGACGUGAGUUAAAGAACUCUGACAUUGUCACCAUCACCAGUACCCCAACCUCCUCUACUUUGGCUAUUAAGUAUGCAAGCCGGAAGAACACAGGGGAGUACACCAUCACUGCUAGCAACCCCUUUGGUAUUAAAGAAGAACAUGUUAAGGUGAAGGUGUUAGAUGUUCCUGGACCUCCAGGCCCAAUCGAAGCCAGUAACAUUUCAGCCGAGAAGUGUACCCUGACUUGGCUUCCACCAGAGGAGGAUGGGGGCUGCUCUAUCAAAUCCUACAUCCUUGAGAAGAGAGAAACCAGUCGACUACAGUGGACCAAGCUUGCUGAAAAUGUCGUGGACUGCAGAUACGUAGUAAGCAAACUGAUCAAGGGCAACGAGUACAUCUUCAGAGUGUCUGCCGUGAACCAAUAUGGUACAGGAGAUUCAACCCAGUCUGGUCCAGUCAAAAUGGUUGAUAGUUUUGGCCCUCCUGGUCCACCCUCAGCCCCAGAGAUUGAUAAUGUCAGUAGGAAUGCUGUCACCAUUUCAUGGAAGAGACCAGCACAAGACGGGGGAAGUGACAUCAGAGGAUAUUGUGUAGAGAGGAAAGAGAGGAGAGGACUGAGAUGGGUCAGAGCCUGUAAGCGGACUAUCCCUGACCUGCGGUUUAAAGUGCAAGGCCUGAGUGAGGGAGUAGAGUACGAGUUUAGAGUCACUGCUGAGAACAAGGCUGGAUUUGGGGAGCCGAGUGAACCAUCACGCCCUGUCAUGACAAAAGACAUUGUGUAUCCACCUGGUCCCCCAUCCAACCCUAGAAUUACAGAAACCACCAAAAACUCAGCCACAUUCACCUGGGGCCGACCCCACUAUGAUGGUGGUCUCGAAGUAGACGGGUACAUUGUUGAAUAUAAAAAGGAAGGACAUGAGGAUUGGGAGACAGAGACACAGUAUCCACUGAAAGCUACUGAAUAUGUUAUUGGUAAACUCCAAAAAGGAGGCAAAUAUCACUUCAGGGUUAGUGCCGUAAACUCUGAGGGAGUGGGUGAGCCUGCAGAGGUUGAGAAAGUGACUGAACUUGUGGACCAGGAGAUGUUGCCAGACUUUGAGCUGGAUGCCGAGCUCAGAAGAACGCUGGUAGUUAGAUGUCGUGCUUCAAUCCGCAUGUUUGUUCCUAUCAGGGGCCGCCCUGUCCCUGAAGUCACAUGGAGCAAGGAUGAUACUAACCUGAAAACACGUGCACACAUUGAUACCACAGAGUCCUACACUCUGCUGGUUAUUCCUGAUUGCACAAGAUAUGAUGCUGGAAAAUACCACCUCUGUCUGGAGAAUGUUGCCGGAAAGAAGACUGGCUUUGUUAAUGUGAAAGUUCUGGAUACACCAGGGCCACCAGUCAAUCUCAAACCUAGAGAGAUCACUAAAAACAGCAUCACCCUACAGUGGGAAAUUCCCAUAAUUGAUGGUGGUUCUAAGAUUCAUAACUACAUUGUUGAAAAAAGAGCAGCCACCAAGAAGGCCUACACAGUGCUUAGCACCACAUGGCAGAAGUGUUCCUUCAAAAUUCCAGACCUCGAGGAGGGAGCUUACUACUAUUUCCGUGUCUCAGCUGAGAAUGACCUGGGUGUAGGUGAGCCAGCUGAAACCCCAGUGCCAAUCAGGGUGUCCCAAGCCCCCUCUGCACCAGAAAAUUUGUACGUCACUGAUGUUACCUGUGAUAGUGCCAGCCUUGCAUGGACCAAGCCCCUUCAUGAUGGUGGGAGCUUGAUCACUGGAUAUGUCAUUGAGGCCCAAAAGAAGGACACUGACCAGUGGGUCCAUGUGGCCACUAUUAAGGCUCUGGAUUAUACUGUAACAGAUCUGAUUGAGGGUGCCGAAUAUACCUUCCGUAUAAUAGCUGUCAAUGCGUCAGGCAGGAGUGAUCCCCGUGAGAGCAGGCCAGCUAUUAUCAAAGAACAGACUUCUGCUCCUUCAUUUGACCUGCGUGGGGUCUACCAGAAGACUGUCAUUGCUAAGGCGGGGGAUCGGUUGAAGGUGGAGAUUCCUGUUUUAGGCAAACCCAGGCCUGUGGUGUCAUGGAAGAAGGGAGAUACAGGGCUCAAGGAGACACAAAGAAUCAACAUCGAAUCCACAGUAACAUCAACUAUUCUCAACAUCAAUGAGAUCAAGAGGACAGAUGGAGGCCAGUAUUCUAUGACUGGUAAGAACAUGCUGGGUACAGUGUCAGAGACAAUCACAGUCCUGGUCCAUGACAUUCCUGGACCUCCAACUGGUCCUAUUAAGCUGGAAGAGGUUUCAUGUGAUUACGUGCUGAUGUCCUGGGAUCCACCAGAAAAUGAUGGAGGUGUUCCCAUCAACAACUAUAUUGUUGAAAUGCGUGAGACCACUGGCACUUCAUGGGUGGAGCUGGCAGCUACAGUGAUCCGCACCACAUUUAAGGCAGCCAGACUCACUACCGGAACCCAGUAUCAGUUUCGUGUCAAGGCCCAGAACAAAUAUGGCAUUGGACCAAGCAUUAUCUCUGAACCAGUGUUAGCUGUCUAUCCAUUUGAUGUCCCAAGCCAGCCAGGCACUCCUGUGGUCACAUUUUUCAAUAAGGAUUCUAUGACUCUUAGUUGGAAUGAGCCAUCCUCUGAUGGAGGCAGUGCCAUUCUGGGCUAUCAUGUGGACAGAAAAGAGAAAAACAGCAUUCUGUGGCAGAGGAUCAGCAAAGCUUUUGUUGUUGGAAAUAUCUUUAAAUCAACAGGCCUUGUUGAUGGAAUUGCAUAUGAACACCGUGUUAUUGCUGAAAAUAUGGCUGGUCUCAGCAAACCCAGCAAACCCUCUGAGCCCAUGUAUGCUCUCGACCCAGUUGACCAACCAGGUAGGCCGGUAGCACUGAAUAUUACCAGGCAUGAGGUGACCUUGUCGUGGACUAAGCCAGAGGGAGAUGGAGGAUUUUCUAUUACUGGAUACACUGUAGAGAGGAGAGAGAUGCCCAAUGGACGCUGGCUCAAAGCAAACUUCAACAACAUUCUAGAAACCAUCUACACAGUUAGUGGUCUGACUGAAGAUGCAAUCUAUGAAUUCCGUGUGUUUGCUAGGAACUCAGCUGGCGCUGUUAGUGCUCCAUCCCAGCCAUCUGAGGCAAUCACAUGCAGAGAUGACAUUGAAGAGCCCCGGCUUGAUGUAGAUGCAUCAUAUAGCAGCCCUGUUGUUGUCAUGGCCGGAGAGGUAUUCAAGCUGGAGGCCAGUGUGACUGGAAGGCCAAUCCCAUCUCUGGUAUGGACCAAAGAAGGAAAAGAGCUUGAGGAUACAGCCAAAAUGGAGAUAAAGACAUCUGACUUCCACACAACUUUAAUAAACAAAGAUUCACUGAGGAGGGAUGGUGGUACUUUCACUUUGACUGCCAGCAAUCCUGGUGGCUUUGCUAAGUUCAUAUACAAUGUCAAGGUGCUCGAUAGACCAGGACCUCCAGACUCCCUCACUGUAACAGAUGUCACUGCUGAGAAAUGUGUCCUUAACUGGCUUCAUCCAACACAUGAUGGUGGUGCCAAGAUUGAGUACUUUAUCAUUCAGAGACGAGAGACCAGUAGGCUGGCUUGGACAAAUGUGGCCACAGAUCUUCAAGCAAAUAGGUUCAAGGUCACCAAGCUUCUGAAGGGCAAUGAAUACAUUUUUAGAGUCAUGGCUGUUAACAAGUAUGGUGUGGGUGAACCUGUGGAGUCCGAACCUGUCAUCUGUGCCAACCCCUAUGUUCCCAGUGACCCACCACAGCAGCCUGAAGUCACAAUAAUCACCAAGGACUCUAUGGUUAUUUGUUGGGAUCGCCCUGAACAUGAUGGGGGCAGCAGAAUAAACACAUAUAUAAUUGAAAGAAGGGAUAAGACUGGGCUGCGCUGGGUCAAGUGCAACAAGAGGACUGUAACUGACUUGCGAUUCAAGGUCUCAGGCCUCACACCAGGACAUGAAUAUGAAUUCAGAGUUCUUGCUGAGAAUAAUGCUGGACUAAGUCAGCCCAGCCCAUCCAGUCCUUUCUACAAAGCCACAGACACCAUCUUCCAGCCUGGACCUCCAGGGAACCCCAGAGUGCUGGACACAACCAAGUCUUCUAUCACACUUGCAUGGAACAAGCCUGUCUAUGAUGGUGGUUCAGAAAUUACUGGUUACGUUGUGGAGACCUGCCUUCCUGACGACGAUGAGUGGACAAUUCAGACUCCUAAGAAUGGCUGGACAGCCACUUCAUUCACCAUCACCAACCUGAAGGAAAACCAAGAGUAUAAAAUCAAUAUCUCUGCCACUAAUUGUGAAGGAGUGGGAGAGCCUGCUACUGUUCCUGGAACCCCCAAGGCUGAAGAAAGACAGGUUCCUCCAGAAAUCGAACUUGGAGCAGAACUGCGUAAGGUGGUCUGCAUCAGAGCCUGCAGUACUCUCAGACUAUUUGUCCCUAUCAGGGGCAGACCAGCACCUGAAGUAAAAUGGUCUAGAGAGCACGGAGAAUCUCUAGAUAAAGCUAACAUUGAAAUCACCCCAUCAUUCACCACUCUUCAGGUAGACAAUGUUGACAGGUAUGAUGGAGGUAAAUACACUGUGACCAUAGAGAAUGCUUCAGGAAGCAAGACAGCCUUUGUUAAUGUCAGGGUGCUAGAUACUCCCGGAGCACCUCAGAAUCUGAUUGUCAAGGAGGUCACUAAAGAUUCAGUUUCCCUUGUUUGGGAUGCUCCUGUCAUUGAUGGUGGCUCCAGGGUCCGCAACUACAUUGUGGAGAAGCGUGAAUCAACCAGAAAGGCUUAUUCAACUGUCUGUGCCAGCUGCCAUAAGUCUAGUUGGAAAGUUGGAGACCUGGAGGAGGGAAAGAUGUACUUCUUUAGAAUCUUGGCUGAGAAUGAAUAUGGCAUUGGCCUCCCAGUAGAGACUCUUGAACCAAUUAAAGUAUCAGAAAGGCCUCUGCCCCCAGGCAAAGUGUCGCUUCGUGAAGUUACCAGCAAAAGUGUCACAUUAACUUGGGAAAAGCCUGACCAUGAUGGUGGAAGCAGAAUCACUGGCUAUGCAGUUGAGAUGCAAGGAAAAGGCAGUGAGAUGUGGACCCAGGUCAUGGUUGUAAAAACCAACGAGGCUCAUGUAUCUGGCCUUACACAGGGGGAGGAGUAUAUGUUCCGAAUUUCAGCCAUUAAUGAAAAGGGAGUCAGUGACCCACGCCCUCUCAAUGUGCCUGUGGUUGCUAAGGACCUGGUCAUCUCACCAACAUUCAAACUCAUUUUCAGCACAUUUAGUGUGCUAGCAGGGGAUGAUCUGAAGAUAGAUGUACCAUAUGCUGCCUAUCCCAAGGCUACAGCAACUUGGCUCAAAGAUGGUGUUGUUCUCAAGGAAACAACAAGAGUUAAUGCGGAAGCCACAGACAAAAAUCUUCUCCUUGUCAUUAAGGAGGCUUGCAGAGAUGAUGUGGGAACAUAUACUGUCAAACUCACUAACACAGCUGGAGAGACAUCCACAGAUAUCAGUGUUAUUGUUUUAGAUAAGCCUGGUCCUCCAACGGGUCCAAUUAAGCUAGAUGAGGUCACUGCUGACAGCGUGAUCCUGUCCUGGGAUCCACCGCAGUAUGAUGGUGGUUGCACCAUUAAUAAUUACAUCGUUGAGAAAAGAGACACAUCUACCACUAACUGGCAGAUUGUGUCAGCUACAGUGGCAAGAACCACUAUCAAAGCAGCCCGUCUGAAAACUGGAUCUGAGUACCAAUUUAGGAUCGCUGCAGAGAAUAGAUAUGGCAAGUCUUCAGCCCUGUUAUCUGAUACUAUUUUUGCUCAGUAUCCUUUUGAAGUGCCAAGUUCACCACGUUCUGUUGUGGUUCAGUCAACCACCAAGGAGAGCAUGGUGGUUGUAUGGGAGAAGCCCAACAAUGAUGGUGGAAGCACGAUUUUGGGCUACCACUUAGAACUGAAAGAGAGAAACAAUAUAUUGUGGGUGAAACAGAACAAACAACUUAUCCCAGAAACCAGAUUCAAGGUUGUUGGCCUAGAGGAGGGUAUUGAAUAUGAGUUCAGAGUUUAUGCUGAGAACAUUGUUGGCCUCAGCAAAGCCAGCAAAGUGAGUGAAAUACAAGUUGCCAGAGAUCCUUGUGACAGACCAGGAAAACCAGAAGCUGUCAUUAUAACAAGAAGCCAAGUGACACUCAGAUGGACAAAACCCCAGUAUGAUGGUGGUAUUAAGAUCACGGGUUACAUUAUUGAGAAGAAGGAGGGAGCUGGUCGCUGGAUGAAGGCCAGUUUCACCAACAUCACUGAAACUGAAUUUGUUGUCACAGGACUUACUGAGGAUCAGAUUUAUGAAUUCCGUGUCAUUGCCAAAAAUGCAGCAGGUGUCUUCAGCCAGCCUUCUGAUUCUACUGGAGCUAUCACUGCCAAGGAUGAGGUGGAUCCACCCAGGAUUGACUUGGAAGCUAAAUAUUCCCAGGCUGUAGUGGUUAAUGCUGGAGAUACAUUUAAACUUGAGGCUGCUGUUUGUGGUAAACCCGUGCCCACAAUUCACUGGCUGAAAGAGGGUCAAGAAAUUACCGAAGCAGCUCGCCUAGAGCUUAAGAACACAGAUUUCACAGCUUGUCUUGUUGUUAAAGAAGCCAUUCGGGUUGAUGGAGGUCAGUACAUGUUGCUCGUAAAGAAUGUUGGAGGAGAGAAAUCAGUUAAUAUUAAUGUUAAGGUCUUAGACAGACCUGGUGCACCUGAAGGGCCUAUAUCCAUUUAUGGGGUCACUAGUGAGAAAUGCUCCAUUUCCUGGAAGCCUCCCUUGCAAGAUGGAGGAAGUGAUGUUUCUCAUUAUAUUGUUGAGAGGAGAGAAACCAGCAGACUGGUUUGGACCGUAGUUGAACCAAAAGUUCAGACACUGAAUUUGAAGAUCACCAAAUUACUUCCUGGUAAUGAGUAUAUUUUCAGGGUGGUUCCUGUUAACAAAUAUGGAGUUGGCGAGCCACUGGAAUCUGAGCCCAUGGUUGCCAGAAAUCCAUUUGUCACUCCCAACCCACCAACAGGGGUGGAAGUUUCCACAAUCACCAAGGACUCUAUGGUUGUGACCUGGGAGAGACCAACUAAUGAUGGUGGCAGCCCCAUCCAGGGAUACAUUGUUGAGAAACGUGACAAGGAUGGUGUGAGAUGGACCAGAUGCAACAAGCGCAAUGUUAGUGAGCUGCGUUUUAGGGUGACAGGGCUCCUCGAAAACCAUAGCUAUGAAUUCAGAGUUGCUGCUGAGAAUGCUGCAGGUGUUGGCAUGCCUAGUGUGCCAACAGUCUACUACAAAGCACUGGAUCCUGUCUUCAAACCAGGCCCACCAAAUAACCCCAAGGUGGUAGACACAUCGAGAUCCACUGUUUCCCUAACAUGGGGCAAACCCAUCUAUGAUGGUGGCUGUGAGGUUCAGGCUUACAUUGUAGAGGCAUGUAAUGGUGCAUCUGAUGAGUGGUUUAUGUGCACUCCACCCACAGGAAUCAUGGACACAAAAUUUACUGUGACAAAACUUCUGGAAAAGCAUGAAUACCAAUUUAGAGUGUGUGCAAUCAACAAGGUUGGCAUUGGUGAGCAUGCCGAUGUUCCUGGAAAAAUUCUUUUGGAGGAGAAGCUUGAAGCUCCUGAUCUUGAGCUUGAUGCAGAUAUGAGAAAGAUGAUCAACAUCAGAGCAGCAAGUACUCUCAGGUUGUUUGUUCCUGUGAGAGGACGUCCAGCUCCUGAGGUGAAAUGGGGCAAGGCUGACGGUGAGAUUAAGGAAACUGCUCAGAUUGACAAUACAAGCAGCUAUGCAUCACUUGUCAUUGAGAAUGUUGACAGAUUUGAUAGUGGCAAGUACACCCUCACUGCUGAGAACGCUAGCGGAAUAAAAUCAGUCUUCAUAAGUGUCAGAGUCCUGGACUCCCCUGGUCCUCCAGCUAACUUCAUGGUGAAAGAGAUUACUAAGAAUUCUGUCACUCUCACCUGGGAGCCCCCACAACUGGAUGGUGGGUCAAAGAUUAAGCAGUAUAUUGUUGAGAAGCGUGAGAGCACCAGAAAAGUUUACUCUCCCAUCACUACCUGCAACAAGAUGUCAUGGAAAGUUGAACCUCUUCCAGAGGGUGGAAUCUUUUUCUUCAGAGUACUGGCUGAGAAUGAAUAUGGUGUGGGUCUUCCUGCUAAAACUAUUGAACCGGUUAAGAUAUCUGAGAAACCUCAGCCACCUGGCAAGGUUAGUGUUGUUGACGUUACUCAUAGCACUGUAACUCUAACUUGGGAAAAGCCUCAGCAUGACGGUGGUAGUAGAAUCACCUACUAUGAAGUUGAACUGGCUCCCAAGGACAGUGAAGCUUGGUCUGUAUGUGCUAGCGUGAAAGCACUGGAGACAAUAGUGACAAACCUACUUAAGGGAGAGGAGUACCAGUUCAGAGUCGUUGCUGUAAAUGACAAGGGCAAAAGUGACCCGAGACAACUGGCUCAUUCGGUUGUAGCAAAGGAUCUUGUUAUUGAACCUGCUGUUAGACCUAAGGUAAGCUCUUACAGUGUCCAGGUGGGGUAUGACCUCAAGAUAGAGGUCCCAAUUGCUGGUCACCCUAAGCCAAUAGUCACUUGGACCAAGGAUGGGGUAGCCCUUAAGCAGACCACCAGAGUCAAUGUCACUGACUCAGCACAUAAUACCACUCUUACCAUAAAGGAUUCUACAAGAGAUGAUGCAGGUAUGUACAGUAUCAAUGUCACAAAUGCCCUUGGUUCAAAGGAUGCCACUAUUGAGGUGAUCACCUUGGACAAACCAGGUCCACCAACAGGCCCUGUAAAGUUGGAGGAUAUUAGUGCUGAGAGCAUCACUCUCAGCUGGGAACCUCCUACAUAUACAGGUGGCUGUCAGAUCUCCAACUAUGUGGUGGAGAAGAGAGACACAACCACAACCAACUGGAUGGUUGUUUCUGCCACUGUGGCUAGAACCACACUGAAAAUCAGCAAUCUGAAGACGGGCGCUGAGUACCAGUUCAGAAUUUAUGCUGAAAAUAGAUAUGGAAAGAGUUAUGCAAUUGUUUCAGAGCCUGUUGUGGCACAGUAUCCAUUCCAGGAACCAGGCCCACCAGGAACACCAUUUGUUUCUUCAUACACUAAAGACUACAUGGUAGUUGAGUGGCACAAACCCCCAUUUGAUGGUGGCAGUGCCAUUAUGGGCUAUCAUCUGGAAAGGAAAGAGAAGAACAGUAUUCUCUGGACAAAGAUAAACAAAAUGCUCAUCCAAGAUUGCAGAUUUAAAUCUACUCCACUUGAGGAAGGCAUUGAGUAUGAGUACAGAGUCUAUGCAGAGAAUAUUGUUGGCAUUGGUGAAUGUAGCAAAGUAUCUGAGGUUUAUGUUGCCCAUGAUCCAUGUGAUCCUCCUGGCCGUCCUGAGGCUGUGAUUGUGACCAGGCACUCAGUAAAGCUCAGGUGGAUGCCCCCAGAGUACGAUGGUGGAAGUUUAGUUACUGGUUAUCUAGUAGAGAAACGUGACCUUCCUGAAGGAAAGUGGAUGAAGGCUAGCUUCACAAGUAUCAUUGAACAUGAAUUCACAGUUACUGGCCUGACAGAAGAUAGCAAAUAUGACUUCAGAGUAAUUGCAAAGAAUGCUGCUGGUGCUGUCAGCAAGCCCUCUGAGAGCACAGGAUCCAUAACUGCUAAGGAUGAAGUUGUCCCACCAAAGUCUGAGACAGAUCCUAUGUACAACCAGACCCUUGUCAUAAAUGCUGGAGAGACAUUCAGUCUAGAGGCCAGCGUGGAAGGAAAGCCUAUUCCAACUGCUCAGUGGUUCAAGGGAAAUGUUGAAGUUGAAAACUCAGCCAGAGCUGAGAUCAAAAACACAGAUUUUAAAGCUUUGCUUGUUGUGAAGGAUGCUGUCAGAGUGGAUGGUGGACAGUAUACUCUGGUUCUGACAAAUGUGGCAGGAAGUAAGACUAUCCCCUUCACUGUGAAGGUUCUGGACAGACCAGGGCCCUCAGAAGGACCUAUUACUAUCAGCAAUGUUACUGAGGAGAAAUGCUCACUGUCAUGGCUGCCACCCAGGCAUGAUGGAGGAGCCAGCAUUUCUCACUACGUUAUUCAGAAGAGAGAAACUAGCCGCUUGGCAUGGACUGUGGUCUCCAGUGAUUGUGGAGCUACCAUGUUCAAGGUUACAAAACUACUGAAGGGAAAUGAGUAUAUCUUCAGAGUCAUGGCUGUCAACAAAUAUGGCAUAGGUGAGCCUCUUGAAUCAUCACCAGUUAUCAUGAGAAAUCCAUUUGUUUCACCUGGCUCACCUCGGGAUCUUGAGAUCACAAACAUUACCAGGGAUUCUAUGACUGUAUGUUGGAACCGUCCUGAGACCUCAGGAGGCAGUGAGAUUGUUGGUUACAUUGUUGAGAAGAGAGACAGAGCAGGAGUUAGGUGGACUAAGUGCAACAAACGCAGAGUGACAGACUUGCGUUUCAGAGUAACAGGACUGACUGAGGACCAUGAAUAUGAAUUCAGAGUAUCUGCUGAAAAUGCAGCUGGAGUCGGCCAGCCAAGUCCACCAACACCCUAUCUCAAAGCAUGUGACCCCACUUUUGAGCCAGGCUGUCCCACCAAUGUCCAUGUGGUAGACACUACUAAAGACUCCAUCAGUCUGGCUUGGCAUAGGCCUAUCUAUGAUGGUGGUUGUGAGAUUCAAAGCUACGCAGUGGAAAUUACCAAGGCUGAGGAGGAGGAAUGGAGCAUAUGCACCCCACCUUACGGAGUCAGUGCUACCAAGUUUACUAUCAAAAAGUUGAUUGAACACCAAGAAUAUAAGGUACGCAUUUGUGCCAUCAAUAAAGUGGGUGUUGGUGAGCCCACUGAGCUCCAGGGAGUAGUUAAACCUAUGGAUAAGAUUGACCCUCCAGAAGUGAUUCUGGAUUCAGAGCUGAGGAAGGGAAUAGUCGUCCGUGCAGGAGGCUCAAUGAGAAUCUGCAUUCCAUUCAAAGGUCGCCCUACUCCUGAGAUAAGCUGGGCCAAGGAGGAGGGAGAACUGCCUAGUAAAGUUCAGAUUGAAACUGGUGAAGAUUACACACAGCUCUCAAUUGACAUCUGUGACAAAUAUGAUGCUGGAAAGUAUAUCCUCAACUUAGAAAAUAGCGCUGGCACCAAAUCAGCUUUUGUUUCUGUUAAAGUGCUAGACUCUCCAGGGGCUCCUUUAAAUCUCACCGUAAAAGACAUUAAAAGGGAAAGUGUCACUCUGACUUGGGAGCCUCCUCUUAUUGAUGGUGGUGCAAGAAUCAAGAAUUACCUUGUUGAAAAGCGUGAGUCCACAAGGAAGGUUUACAGUAAUGUGGACAACAAGUGCACAAAGACAAGCUAUCGUUUAACUGGCCUUACAGAGGGAACUAUCUACUAUUUCAGAGUCUUAGCAGAAAAUGAGUUUGGUGUGGGACAGCCAGCUGAGACUGAAGAAUCAGUAAAGACUUCUGAGCCCCCCCUGUCUGUGGGUAAAGUCACUUUGACUGAUGUGACAAAAACAACUGCUUCACUCUCCUGGGAGAAGCCAGAUCAUGAUGGAGGUAGCAGAAUCAUUGGUUACUAUAUUGAGAUGCAGCCUGUGGGCUCAGAGGAAUGGGUGGUAGCAGCCACAAGCAAAACUUGUGAAGGCACUGUCACAGGCCUCAGUGCAGGACAUGAGUACCUAUUUAGAAUCUCAGCCUUCAAUGAGAAGGGCAAGAGUGACCCUAGACCUUUAGCUGUGCCAGUCACUGCUAAAGAUGUAACCAUUGAGCCCAAAUUCAAAAUGCAAUUUGACACUUACAGUUUACAGCAUGGAGAGGAUUUAAAGAUUGAGAUUCCUGUGAUAGGACGACCUGUUCCCAAGGUUGAAUGGAAGAAGGAUGGACAAGCGCUUAAGGAGACAACAAGAUUAAAUGUAUCAAGCACACCAUCAUGUACUAAGCUGUACAUCAAAGAAGCAAAUAAGGAGGACUCUGGUAAAUACACUGUCACAGCCACUAGCAGCAUUGGUACAGCUAAAGAGGAGAUCACUGUUGUUAUUCUGGAUAAGCCUGGGCCACCCACAGGCCCAGUAAAGAUAGAGGAGGUGAGCUCUAAUUAUGUCACUCUCUCUUGGGAGCCACCAGAGUAUACUGGAGGCUGUCCAAUCAAUAAUUACAUUGUGGAGAAGAGAGACACUACCACCACAGCAUGGCAGAUUGUUUCUGCUACUAUUGCCAGGACGACCAUCAAAGUCACCAAUCUGAAGACUGGCGUUGAGUAUCAAUUCAGAGUGUCAGCUGAAAAUCGAUACGGGAAGAGUUCUUCCAUUGUCUCUCCUGCUGUUAUUGCUCAGUAUCCAUUUAAUGAGCCUGCUGCCCCAGGAACACCAAUCAUUUCUUCUGCAACCAAAGACAGCAUGGUUGUAGAGUGGAAACCUCCUAUCAGCAACGGAGGCAGUCCAAUUCUUGGCUAUCACCUUGAAAGAAAAGAGAAGAACAGCCUCUUGUGGACUAAACUAAACAAGCUUCUAAUCCCAGACACACGUUUCAAAACUACAGAACUAGAAGAAGGCAUUGAGUAUGAAUUCAGAGUUUAUGCUGAAAACAUUGCUGGCAUCAGCCCAGCUAGCAAGCUGUCUGAGAGCACAGUAGCAAGGGACCCUUGUGACCCACCAGGAACUCCUGAAGCUAUUGAAAUCACUAGAAACCAUGUGACCCUCCAGUGGACCAAGCCUCAGUAUGAUGGAGGGAGUGCAAUUACUGGCUAUGUGAUUGAGAGAAGGAAGCACCCAGAUACCCGCUGGAUGAAGGCCAGCUUCACCAAUAUCAUUGAUACACAGUUUACACUUACUGGUCUGACUGAAGACUGUGUGUAUGAGUUCAGAGUCUUUGCCAGAAAUGCUGCUGGCAUUUCGAGCCACCCCUCUCCGAGCACAGGAGAAAUUACUGCCAAAGAUGAAAUUGAGGCUCCAGCAGCCACCAUGGAUUCAAAAUUCAAAGAUCUGACUGUUGUUCAUGCAGGUGAGACAUUUGUCAUUGAUGCUGAUUACACUGGAAAACCUCUGCCUGAGGUAAUUUGGUUAAAGGAUGGAAAGGAGAUUGACAAAGCCACACCAAGAAUGGAGAUUAAGACCACACUCACACGUACCAUCCUGACAGUCAAGGACUGCAUCAGAGUGGAUGGUGGCCACUUUGUCCUAAAACUUAUUAAUGUGGGAGGAGUCAAGAUGAUCCCAGUUAAUGUCAAAGUUCUGGAUAGACCAGGUCCUCCAGAUGGACCACUAGAAGUCAAAGGGGUCACAGCUGAGAAAUGUUAUCUGCACUGGAACCAUCCCUCACAUGAUGGUGGAGCUGGCAUCUCUCACUACAUCAUUGAGAAGAGAGAGACCAGUCGUUUGUCAUGGACUGUGGUUGAGCCCAAGAUCCAGGCAAUCAGCUACAAAGUUACAAAACUACUGCCUGGCAAUGAAUAUAUCUUCAGAGUUACUGCUGUAAAUAAAUAUGGUGUUGGAGAGCCUUUAGAAUCAGAGCCUGUUGUUGCUCGUAACCCCUUCACCACUCCCAGUGCCCCCUCAACCCCUGAGGUCAGUGCUGUCACUAGGGACUCCAUGGCACUUACCUGGGAGAGGCCAAAGGAUAAUGGAGGAGCUGAAAUUGAGGGAUAUGUCCUGGAAAAACGUGAUAAGGAUGGCAUCAGAUGGACUAAAUGCAACAAGAAGAGGCUGAAUGACCUGAGAUUCCGAUGCACUGGUCUUACAGAGGGGCACUCCUACGAAUUCAGGGUUUUGGCUGAAAAUGCUGCUGGUCUAGGAAAACCCAGUGCACCAACUCAAUACAUCAAGGCCUGUGAUGCCACUUAUCCCCCAGGACCCCCAAAUAACCCAAAGGUCACUGACCAUUCAGGCACCACAGUUUCUCUUUCCUGGUCCAGGCCUAUCUAUGAUGGUGGUGCACAGAUCAGUGGGUAUAUUGUUGAAAUGAAAGAGGCUACAGAUGAUGAAUGGAUCAUUUGCACACCACACACUGGUGUCCAAGCCACUAACUACACAGUAAAGACACUGAAGGAGAAUACAGAGUACAACUUCCGCAUUAGUGCUGUUAACUGCGAGGGAGUAGGAGAGCAUGCAGACCUGCCUGGUUCUGUGAUUGCCGCCGAAAAACUAGAGGCUCCUGAAAUUGAACUAGAUGCUGACCUAAGGAAGAUGGUCAAUGUUCGUGCCUCUGCCACCCUGCGUCUGUUUGUGACAAUCAGAGGAAAGCCUGAGCCUGAGGUCAGAUGGUCAAAGGCCGAUGGCACUCUAAAUGAACGUGCUCAAAUUGAAGUCACAAGCUCUUACACAAUGCUGGUGAUUGAGAAUGUUGACAGAUUUGACACUGGCAAAUAUGUACUGACCCUUGAGAACCUCAGUGGCUCUAAAUCAGCCUUCAUCAAUGUCAGAGUUCUGGACUCCCCUAGUGCUCCUACCAACCUUGAAGUUAAAGAUGUUAAGAGAAAUUCUGUCUCCCUCUCUUGGGAGCCUCCUCUAAUUGAUGGUGGAGCUAAGAUAUCACAUUAUAUUGUGGAGAAGAGAGAACAGAAGAGAAUGGCUUUCACCAGUGUUUGCACCAACUGUGUCAGAAAUACCUACAUUAUUUCAGACCUACAGGAGGGAGGCCGAUACUAUUUCCGUGUGUUAGCUGUGAAUGAGCUGGGAGUAGGUCUGCCUGCCUCCACAGAUCAAGUUAAGGUGUCUGAGGCUCCUCUGCCUCCUGGUAAGAUUGUAGUGGUUGACAUUACUCGUCAUACUGUCACCCUCUCCUGGGAGAAACCUGAUCAUGAUGGAGGCAGUAAGAUUACAAACUAUAUUGUGGAGAUGCAGCCCAAGGGAGAUGACAAAUGGACUGUGUGCAGUGAAGUCAAGGCACUGGAAGCUACCAUCGUUGGACUUGCAACUGGAGAGGAAUACUCUUUCAGGGUGAUUGCUGUGAAUGAUAAGGGCAGAAGUGAUGCCAAGUCGCUAGCUACCCCUGUGGUGGUAAGGGACAUCACAAUGGAGCCCAUUAUCAACCUCUUGUUCAACACAUACAGUGUAAAAGCAGGGGAUGAUUUGAAGAUUGAUGUACCCUUCAAAGGCAGACCUCAUCCUGAGGUGUGCUGGAAGAAGGAUGGCCACUUACUUAAGGAGACAACCAGAGUAAAUGUUCUUACUUCAAAAACCUCAUCUAAGGUUGUCAUCAAGGAUGCCACCAAGGAGGAUGUAGGAAAGUAUGAGAUUACCCUAACAAACUCAGUUGGGACCAAGACAGCUGAAAUCUCAGUUAUAAUUCUGGACAAACCUGGCCCACCCAGCAACAUUAAGGUGGAUGAGGUGAGCGCUGACUUCAUCUCUCUGUCUUGGGAUCCUCCAUCCUACGAUGGUGGUUGUCAGAUUAACAACUAUGUAGUGGAGAAGAGAGACACUACUACUACCACGUGGCAAAUUGUUUCAGCCACAGUAGCCAGAACAUCAAUAAAGGUUUGUCGACUUAUUCAGUGGACAGAGUACCAGUUCCGCAUUGCAGCUGAGAACCGUUAUGGGAAGAGUCCUGCCAUUGAUUCUGCUCCUGUUGUUGCUCAGUAUCCAUUUGAGCCUCCUGGCCCUCCAACCAACAUCCAUGUUGUCAAUGCCACCAAAACUGGUAUGCUCGUGGUAUGGGGCAGGCCUGCAAGUGAUGGCGGAAGCCCUGUUACUGGUUAUCACAUUGAAAGCAAAGACCAAAGCAGCAUCUUGUGGACCAAGGUCAACAGAGGCCUGGUGACUGAGAACCAGUUUAAGAUGACAGGCAUGGAAGAAGGUCUGUUUUAUCAGUUCAGAGUCUAUGCUGAAAAUAUUGCUGGUAUUGGUCCAUGUACUAGGGCAAGUGACCCUGUGGCAGCCAGGGAUCCAUGUGAAGCUCCACACAAUCUCAGAGUGACAAACAUUACACGAAACUCAGUUUCUCUCUUUUGGGAGAAACCUGAGUACGUUGGUGGUGCAAAAAUUACUGGUUACAUUGUUGAGUGUCAAGAACUUCCCAGUGGCCGUUGGCUGAAAUGCAACUUCACCAAUAUACAAGAGACUUACUUUGAUGUCACAGGUCUCACAGAAGAUGUCCAGUAUGAUUUCCGUGUUAUUGCUAAAAAUUCUACAGAGCAGUUGAGUACUCCUUCAGAAAGCACUGGUUCUGUCACUGUCAAGGAUGACGUAGACCCUCCCACCAUAAUCCUAGAAGAUAAAUUCAGACAGCUGGUUGUUAUUAAGGCUGGAGAAAUCAUUAGAAUUGAUGCUGAAAUCACAGGGCGUCCACUCCCAGUUGUUUCAUGGUCUAAGAAUGGAAAGGAGAUUGAGGCCAAGGCCAGAUGUGAAAUCACCUCCACCAACUUCACAACCACACUGAUUGUCAGGGAUGCUAUCAGGAGGGAUUCUGGCCAGUAUGUCCUGACUCUGCACAAUGUAGCUGGAACCAGAUCUGUGGCUAUCAACUGCAAGGUUUUGGACAGACCUGGACCUGCCUCAGGACCUUUGACAGUUUCUGGUCUGACAGCAGAGAAAUGCACCCUUUCAUGGGGACUCCCUCAGGAAAACGGUGGUGCUGAAAUCAUGCACUAUAUUGUGGAGAAACGUGAGACCAGUCGCCUUGCCUGGACUCUUGUCUAUGGUGACAUGAAGGCAACUACAUGCAAAGUGACAAAAUUACUCAAAGGAAAUGAGUACAUCUUUCGAGUUAGAGGAGUCAACAAAUAUGGAGAUGGUGAGCCCCUGGAGAGUGAGCCAACAAAGGCCACUGAUCCAUACACUGUGCCUUCAGCUCCCACUAAUGUCCAGGUCACCUCUGUUACAAGUGAGGCAAUGACCAUUUGUUGGGAAAGACCUGUUUCUGAUGGUGGCAGCAGUAUCUCUGGCUAUGUAAUUGAAAAGCGAGAGAAGACUGGCCUCCGCUGGUGCCGUGUCAACAAGAAACCUGUUUAUGACCUCAGAGUGAAAGCUUCACACCUUCGUGAGGGAUGUGAGUAUGAAUACAGAGUAUUUGCAGAGAAUUCUGCUGGUCUCAGUGCUCCUAGCAUUCCUUGUCCACUCACCAAGGCAGAAGAUCCACAGUUCUUGCCCUCACCUCCUGCUAAGCCUAAAAUAAUUGACUCUACAAAGACUACAGUCACCCUGUCAUGGAAUAAGCCACUUUUUGAUGGUGGAGCACCUGUUACUGGUUACAGAGUAGAAUACAGAAAGACAUUAGAUGAUGAAUGGAUUGUUGGAGUCCAGAAUACCAAAAACACUGAGUUUACAGUGGUGGGAUUAACACCUGGAACUGAAUAUGUGUUUGUUGUCAAGUCCAUUAACAAGAUUGGAGUGAGCGAGCCCAGUCCUGAGUCAGACAAACAGAUUGCCAAAGAAAGAGUGGAGGAGCCAGCCUUUGAUGUUAGCAAUGAAAUGAGAAAGACUCUUAUUGUAAAGGAUGGGAGCUCUUUCACCAUGACAGUGCCUUUCAGAGCCAAGCCCAUCCCUAGUGUUACUUGGACUAAGCCUGACGUUGACCUUAGAGUUCGUGCUGUAAUUGAUACCACAGACACCUUCACCUCAAUCACCUUAGAAAAAGCGACUCGCCAUGAUUCUGGAAAAUACACUGUCACUCUGUCCAAUGUAGCUGGUACCUCUUCCUUGACUCUCACUGUUCGAGUUCUAGACUCACCUGGACCUCCUUCUCAUAUAGAGGUCAAGGAAGUCACAAAGACCUCUGCUACUAUAACCUGGGACACUCCCGAGAUUGAGGGAGGAGGACCAGUCAAGAAUUACCUUGUUGAUUACCGUGAGGCUAGCAAGAAAGGUUGGACUAGAUUGACUGACACAUGCCACAGACUGACCUACAAGGUGACCGACUUGCAGGAAGGAGGAGUCUACUACUUCAGAGUGACAGGCGAGAAUGAAUAUGGUGUUGGUGUCCCUGCUGAGACUAAAGAGGGAACCAAGAUCACAGAAAAACCAAGUCCACCACCAAAGCUAGGUGUAAUUGAUGUCACCAAGGAAAGUGUCUCCUUGGCCUGGGCCAAGCCAGAACAAGAUGGAGGCAGCAGAAUUACGGGCUACCUAGUAGAAGCACUGGAGAAAGGACAAGAGAAGUGGGUUAAAUGUGGCAUAACAAAAUCCAUCCACUUCACAGUGUCUGGUCUGAGGGAGAAUGCUGAGUACUUCUUCAGAGUCAGAGCUGAGAACCAUGCUGGACUGAGUGAUGCUAAGGAAAUGGCUACUCCUGUAGUGGUCAAAGACCAGCUUGAAUCUCCUGAGAUCAACAUGAAGGACUUCCCCCACAACACAGCAUAUGUUAGAGCUGGAUCUACCCUCAAGUGUGAGAUUCCAUUGACAGGCCGGCCUUUACCUAAAGUCACUCUGUCCAAGGAUAAUGUACCGCUCAAGUCAACAAUGCGGUUUAACUCUGAAGUCACUCCUGACAGCAUCAAGAUUACUCUGCGCGAGAGCGUUGCUGGAGACUCAGGCCGCUAUGAUAUCACUGCCUCCAACUCCAGUGGAACCACAAAGUCCUUUGUAAAUAUUGUGGUUCUUGACUGCCCCAGUGCCCCACUUGGGCCAGUGGAACUGUAUGAUGUCACAGAAGACAGUGUAAGCUUAAAGUGGCUCCCACCAGCAUAUGAUGGUGGCAGCCCAAUUACCAACUACAUCAUCCAGAAGCGGGAGACAACUACAGCCAACUGGAUAGACGUGUCUUCAGCUGUGGCUCGCUGCACCAUGAAGAUUAUGAAGCUAACCACUGGUCUGGAGUACCAGUUCAGAAUUAGGGCAGAGAACCGAUAUGGAAUCAGUGAACACAUUGACUCACCAACUGUCACCGUCAGCCUUCCUUACACUAUACCAGAUGCUCCAUCAACUCCAGACAUUACUGCUGUGACCAGGGAAAGCAUUACUGUAGCCUGGAAGGAGCCAAAGUCAGAUGGAGGCAGCCAUGUGUUCGGCUACCAUCUCCAGAUGAAAGACAGAAAUAGCAUCCUUUGGCAGAGAGUCAACAAAACCGUGAUCCGUGCCACACACUUUAAGGUCACCAACAUAAAUGCAGGACUUAUUUAUGAGUUCAAGGUAGCAGCAGAGAACGCUGCUGGAAUCAGUGCGUUCAGCAAGGCUUCUGAUCCAGUGUUGGCUAUUGAUGCCUGUGAGCCACCCAUCAACUUGCGCAUUACUGACAUCACUAAGAGCUCCAUUAGCCUGGCCUGGCAGAAGCCUGACUAUGAUGGUGGAUCCCCGAUCACUGGUUACAUCAUCGAGAAGAGAGAGGGUGUUAGCUCCAAAUGGUCUAAAGUUAACCUCACCAAUGUCACAGACACCCGCUUCAUUGUGACUGGCCUCACCCAGGAUGAAACCUAUGAGUUCAGAGUCAUGGCCAAAAAUGCAGUUGGUUCAGUGAGCAACCCAUCUAUGACUGCUGGACCAGCCACAUGUGUGGACACUUAUGGUGCCCCAGAGAUUGAAAUACCUCAGGAGUACCUUAAUGAAGUCAAGCACAUGGCUGGCUCUAAUGUGGAACUCAAAUUUAAUAUCAGGGCCAAACCUGCUCCCAGUAUUGAGUGGUUUAAAGAUGGCAGAGAGCUUGAGCCCACGUCUCAGCUAUCUUUCAAACACACUUUUGAGUCCACAACUGUGUUCCUGAAGGAAACUACUCGUCUUAACUCAGGAACCUAUGAAGUCAAGGUGAAGAACUCCCUUGGAUCUUCAUGUGGCCUUGUCAGGCUGCUCAUUCAAGACAAGCCAGGGCCCCCUGCAGGAGAGAUUCAGUUCAAGAAGGUGACAGCUGACAACAUCACCAUAAUGUGGUCCCCGCCUGCUGAUGAAGGUGGUGCCAUGGUAACACAUUACAUUGUUGAAAAGAGGGAGACCAGCAGGGUAAUGUGGUCCAUUGUCUCAGAGAAAUUGGUCGACUGCAUUGUGAACGUGCCCAGACUCAUAAAGGGUAACGAGUACAUCUUUAGAGUCCGUGGGGUCAACAAGUAUGGCAUCGGAGAGCCACUGGAGUCUGAGCCUGUUAUUGCCAAGAAUACAUAUGUACCUCCCAGUGAGCCAUCCAAGCCUAAAGUUAGUAUGAUCACCAAGUCGACGAUGACAGUGACCUGGGAAAGACCAGCGUUGGAUGGAGGCAGUGAUAUUGAUGGGUACUACCUGGAGAAAAGGGAGAAGAAGAGUCUACAAUGGUUCAAGGUGGUGAAGGGCACUAUCAGAGACACCAGGCAGAAAGUCACCAACCUGGUGGAGAACAAUGAGUACCAGUACAGAGUUUGUGCUGUCAACAAGGCUGGUGCAGGAAACUACUCUGAGCCUUCUGACCUCUAUAAGGCCUAUGAUCCCAUAGAUCUACCCGGUGAACCCACUAAGCUGCAUGUGGUUGACUCCACAAAGACUUCUAUCACCCUUGGAUGGGAGAAGCCUGUCUAUGAUGGUGGCAGUGAAAUUACACACUACAUUUUGGAACAGAUGAAUACAGAGGACAAAGAAUGGGUGAUUACCAACCCACAAGUCAAGACGUGUGAGUAUGUGGUGGCCCAUCUCAAACCUGGCACCUACUACUUCUUCAGAGUAUCUGCUGUCAACUGUAAGGGCAAAGGAGAAGACAUCAAAAUGUACCAGCCUGUGCAAGCCAAAGAUAUUUUAGAGGAGGCUGACUUGGAUUUGGAUGUUGCCAUGACAACUCAAUACACAGCAAAGGCUGGUCGUGAUGUGAAAGUAUUUAUCCCCCUGAAGGGACGUCCUACACCAAAUGUCACCUGGCGUCGUGGUGAUCGUAACAUGUCUGGUGACAACCGUUACACAAUCACCAGCACUGAAAGAGCCACCACACUCCUCAUCCCUAAGGUUACCCGUGAUGACUGCGGAAAGUAUGUGCUGGAGAUUGAGAAUGGUGUGGGAGAACCCAAGAUAGUUACCAUUUCUGUUAAGGUUCUUGACAGUCCAGCCGCCUGCCAGAAACUGAUGAUCAAGAAUGUGACAAGAGGAAAGCUAACACUCAGCUGGGAGCCUCCUCUCGUUGAUGGUGGCUCCCCUGUGACUAAUUACAUUGUUGAGAAGAAGGCCUCCACCAUGAAGGCUUAUCAGGUGAUUACUGAUGAGUGUUUAAAUACAAGUUACAAGGUGUCAGGCCUGGAAGAAGAUAUAGCUUACUUCUUCCGUGUGUCUGCUCAAAAUGAGUUUGGUGUGGGCGACACUUGUGAGACCACUGAGCCUGUCAGAGCAACAGAAACUCCAGGAGGGGUUAAAGACUUGGUAAUGGUAGACUCCACAAAGAACUCUGUCACCCUGCAGUGGAGCAGACCUGACCAUGAUGGUGGCAGCCACAUCACUGAAUAUAUCAUCGAGAAGAGAGCCCAGGAUGAAGUCAACUGGACUUUAGGUGCUAAAUGCAAGCGCUGCAGUUGUGAAGUGACAGGACUCAGGGAAAAUGCUCUCAUGGAUUUCAGAGUGUUUGCAAAGAAUGAGAAAGGCAACAGUGACUUCUCUCAAAUUGGUCCAAUCACAGUGAUGGACCUCAUUAUUCCACCUGAAGCCAGCCUCAUUGAUUAUCCCAAUGGAGAGCUUGCUGUUCGUAUAGGUCAAAACAUCCACAUUGAGUUACCAUUCAAGGGAAAACCAAGACCUGCAAUCAGCUGGCUGAAGGAUAAUUUCCCACUGAAGGAAAGUGAGAAGAUUCGCUUUAGGACCACUGACAACAAGACUGCGGUUACAGUCAGAGGGGUUAAGAAAGAGCAUGCUGGACAGUACACCUUGGUUCUGGACAACAGAGUUAUCAAGAACUAUUUUGACAUCAAUGUGAUCACUCUGGGUCCCCCUUCAGUGCCUACUGGCCCCAUCCGCUUUGACGAAAUAAAAGCUCAGAGUGUUAUUAUCUCCUGGGAUGAGCCGAAGGAAGAUGGAGGUGGCGAGAUCACCUGCUACAGUGUGGAGAAACGUGAAACCUCCCAGGCCAACUGGAAGAUGGUCUGUUCCAGUGUUGUCAGGACUACCUUCAAGAUUCCUAACCUGGUGAAAGGAAUGCAUUACCAGUUCAGAGUCCGUGCCGAGAAUAAGUAUGGGGUCAGUGAACCACUCAUUUCCUCAGAAAUUAUUGCCCAGCACCAGUACAAACCUCCAGGUCCCCCAGGAAAACCAGUUGCCUACAACAUCACCAGUGACGGUGUGACAAUCAGAUGGGAGGCCCCAGGUUUUGAUGGGGGUUCCCCCAUUUUGGGUUAUCAUGUUGAGAAGAAGGACAGGAACAGCCUGUUAUGGCAGAAGGUGAAUUCCACAAUCAUCUCCAACAGAGAGUACAGGAUAAUUGGUCUCAUGGAGGGUCUGGAGUACUCCUUCAGAAUCUAUGCGGAGAACAAUGCUGGACUCAGCCCUGUCAGUGAACAGAGCAAACAUGCACUCGCUAUGUCUCCUGUUGAUCCACCUGGAACACCAGUCUGCAUUGAUGUAACCAGAGACUCAGUCACCCUCCAAUGGGACAUUCCCAAGAGGGAUGGUGGCAGCAAAAUUGUGGCCUAUAACGUGGAGAGGCGCCAAGGCAGAGGCAAAUGGCUACGAUGUAACUUCACUGAUAUCAGUGAGACCCAGUUCACUGUGACUGGUCUCUCCCCUGGAGACAGAUUUGAGUUCAGAGUGAUUGCCAGGAAUGCUGUUGGCACAGUCAGUCCACCAUCCAACUCCUCUGGAUACAUUAUGACUAAGGAUGAAAGCAUUGCUCCUGAGAUUGAAUGGUCUCCAGACCAGGUGCUCACACUCAGGGCUGGAGAUAACAUUAACCUCAGCUGCAAAAUUACCGGCCGUCCAGUGCCACAGGUUGUUUGGUACAAGGAUGGCAAAGAGAUUGACAAGAGGACUAUGAUUGACAUUGAGAUUACCACUGGAAUUGGCACCAGUAGUGUGUUUAUUCGUGAUUCUAACAGGAACCACCGUGGAAUUUACACAGUAGAGGCCAAAAAUAGCUCUGGUACCAAGAAAGCUGAUGUGAACGUUAGAGUGCAAGAUACACCAGGACCCGUUGAGGGUCCUAUCCGUUUCACAGGCAUCACAGCUGAGAAGUGCACUGUGUGGUGGAACCCACCAGAGAAUGAUGGCUGUGCUGCCAUUACCCACUAUGUGGUGGAGAAAAGGGAGACAUCCAGGAUCUCUUGGGCCUUGGUCACUUCCAAGUGUGAAGCUUGCUCUUACAAUGCCACCAACCUCAUCAAGGGCAAUGAGUACCAGUUCAGAAUCUCUGCUGUCAACAAGUUUGGUGUCGGCAAACCACUAGACUCUGAUCCUAUAAUUGCAAAGAUGCAAUACACCGUUCCUGAUGCCCCUGGUACGCCAGAUGCCACCCAUGUUACUGGAGACAGCAUAACCCUGUGUUGGACCAGGCCACGGUCAGAUGGAGGCAAUGAAAUCAAACACUACAUCCUGGAGAGGAGAGAGAAGAAGAGCCUGCACUGGGUGAAGGUCUCCUCCAAGAGGCCCAUCACAGAGCUAAGGCACCGUGUCACCAACCUUACUGUGGGCAAUGAAUAUGAAUUCCGUGUUAUGGCUGAAAAUGGUGCUGGUAUUGGACCAGCCAGCAGCACCUCCAGGCUCUUCAAAUGCAGAGAGCCAACCAGUGCUCCCAGUGCUCCCACUGUAAUCAAGGUCAUUGACUCUACAAAGUCUUCUGUCACCCUGGAAUGGACCAAGCCAGUCUUUGAUGGUGGCAUGGAAAUCAUUGGUUACAAUAUUGACAUGUGUAAAGCCAGUCUGGAAGAGUGGCACAGAGUCAACAGACAGAUUUGUAUUCACACCAGGUACACUGUCACAGGCCUAGUACCUGGAGAGCUCUAUAAGUUCAGAGUCAGUGCUGUAAAUGGAUCAGGAGAGGGCGAAGCUUCAGUGAUGCCCAACCCUGUUCAAUCUUUGGACAGACUUACAUCUCCUGAAAUUGACCUUGGGCCUGAUUUCAAGCAAACUCACAUUGUAAAGAAUGGAGGCACUGUGACCCUACAUAUUGAUUUCAAAGGAAAGCCAGCUCCUCUGGCCACCUGGUCUAAGUUAGACGGUGAGCUUCCUGUAAUGGCUGAUGUCAACACCACAGAUUCAUUUUCUACUCUGACCAUUGAGAACUGCACCAGAUAUGAGGCAGGCAAGUACACUCUGUCUCUAGAGAACAACAGUGGGCGGAAGUCCAUCACCUUCACUGUUAAAGUGCUGGACACUCCUGGACCUCCAGGAGCCAUUACCUUCAAAGAUAUUACCCGCGGAGCUUUGACAGUGAUGUGGGAUGCUCCUGCCAAUGAUGGUGGAUCCCGAAUCCACCACUACAUUGUGGAGAAGCGGGAAGCAAGCCGCCUCACCUGGCAGGAGGUCAGCACCAAGUGCUCACGGCAGUUGAUCAGAGUAACUGGUUUGGAAAUUGGUGUGCAAUAUUUGUUCAGAGUGAUUGCUGUUAACCAGUACGGCCAGGGAGAACCACAUGAGAUGACGGAGCCUAUCAUUGCCACAGAAGAACCGGCACCACCCAAGAGACUGGAUGUUGUUGACACCACCAAUUCCACAGCCUCACUGGUAUGGCUGAAACCUGAGCAUGAUGGAGGUAGCCGCAUUAGAGGCUAUAUUGUUGAAUUCAGAGCUAAGGGCACUGACUCCUGGGUUGUUAGUGGUGAGACUAAGUCCCAAAAGAUGUUGGUUGAGGGUCUGAUUGAGAACACAGAGUAUGACUUCAGAGUCAAAGCCAAGAAUGAUGCUGGAAUCAGUGAGCCUCAGGGUACCUUCAGCUCUGUGGUCAUCAAGGAGCCUUGCAUUGAACCAACUGCUGAUCUUAGCAGCAUCACCAACCAGCUCAUCACCUGCAAGAUUUCCAACACCUUCACAAUUGACAUCCCUAUCAGUGGCAGACCUGCACCUAAGGUUACCUGGAAACUGGAAGAGAUGAAGCUGAAGGAGACAGACAGAGUCUCUAUAAAGACCUCAAAGGAAAGAACUACUUUGGUGGUGAAAGACAGCAAGAGAAGUGACAGUGGCAAAUACUACCUGACUCUCGAGAAUGCUGCUGGUGUGAAGACAUUCACAGUUACUGUGGCCAUAGUCGGCAGACCAAGUCCACCCACAGGACCAGUGGAAAUAUCUGGAAUCUCUUCAGAGUCCUGCACCCUAACUUGGUCUGAGCCAGCUGAUGAUGGUGGCAGUGACAUCAGCAACUACAUUGUAGAAAAACGAGAGUCUGGUUCUGCUUCUUGGCAAGUGGUGAACUCCAGUGUGAAGAGAACCACCAUCAAAGUGACUCAUCUCACAAAAUACAUGGAGUACACAUUUAGAGUGUGUGCUGAGAACAAAUUUGGAGUCAGCAAGUCCAUUGAGUCUGCACCUGUUGUGAUUGAGCAUCCAUUUGUUCCUCCAAGUCCUCCAACUCGUCCAGAUGUGGUAUCUGUGUCUGCCAAUACCAUUAGCAUCAAAUGGGACGUUCCAUAUGCUGAUGGUGGCAGCAAGGUGACAGGCUACUGGAUUGAGAAGAAGGAGAGGAACACGAUCCUGUGGGUGAGGGAGAACAAGCUGCCCUGCCUGGAGUGUCAUUACAAGGUCUCUAACCUGAUUGAGGGACUGGAGUACCAAUUCAGAGUGUAUGCCAUGAACCUUGCUGGGCUCAGCAAGGCCAGCGAGGCCUCCAGGCCUGUGGUGGCACUCAAUCCUGUUGACCCUCCUGGCAAACCUGAGGUGACGGACAUCAGCCGCUCCUCUGUGUCAUUGUGCUGGACCGUGCCCUUUAAUGAUGGAGGCAGUAAGAUCAUCGGUUAUGUGGUGGAGAGGAAAGUCUAUAGCACAGAUGAGUGGGAUGACAACCGCUGGCUUAAGUGCAACUACACCACAAUAACAGAGAACUACUUCACCAUCACAAACCUAGGAGAGGGAGAGACCUAUGAGUACCGUGUCAUCGCCAAGAAUGCUGCUGGUGUGCAAAGUGUCCCGUCAGAGUCCACCGGACCAGUCACAUGCAAGGAUGAAUAUUCUCCUCCCAAAGCUGAACUCGACAGCAAACUUAUAGGUGAAACUGUCACCAUUACCGCUGGCUCUGACCUUGUCCUGGACGGCGCUGUGGGUGGUAAACCAGAGCCUACAGUGUACUGGUCAAAGGGUGACAAGAUUUUGGAGCUUGGAGAAAAAUAUUCACUGACCUACACUGCCACCAGAGCCAUGGCUGUCAUCAAGAACUGUGACAGAUACGACACAGGCAGAUACAUUCUGACUGUCAAGAAUGCCAGUGGAAUUAAGACUGCAGCUGUCAGUGUUAAAGUUCUGGACACUCCUGGAGCUCCAGCUGAUAAGAUUGUGAUCAGCAGAGUCACAGAGGAGAAAUGUACGGUGUCCUGGAAGAUACCUCUGGAGGAUGGUGGAGACUCUGUCACUCAUUACAUUGUGGAGCGUCGUGAGACCAGCCGCCUCAACUGGGUCAUCAUGGAAACUGAGUGCAAGACACUGUCCUGUGUCAGCACUAGGCUGAUCAAAAACAAUGAAUACAUCUUCAGGGUUAGAGGAGUCAAUAAGUAUGGGCCUGGAGUUCCUUUGGAGUCUGAUCCCAUCAUUGCCAGAAAUGCUUACACAAUCCCCUCCCAGCCAGGCACACCAGAGGCCACUGCAGUGGGUAAGGAGCAUGUCAUCAUUGAAUGGCUGAAGCCUGAGAGUGAUGGAGGAAGCGAGAUCAAAAACUACAUAGUUGAGAAACGAGAGAAAAGCAGUACCAGGUGGACCCGGGUAAAUAAGACUUAUACCAUCUAUGACAUCCGUCUGAAGAUCACGGGUCUACUAGAGGGAAGCGAGUACCAGUUCAGGGUGACAGCAGUCAACUCUGCUGGAUACAGCCAGCCAAGUGACGCCUCACCAUACAUCCUGUGUAAAGACCCCACAUAUACCCCAGCUCCUCCAUCAGUGCCUCGUAUUACCGACACAACAAAGCACAGCAUCACAAUGACUUGGACCAGGCCCAUGUAUGAUGGUGGAUCAGACGUCACCGGCUACAUGGUGGAGAUUCUAGAGGAGGGUACUGAGCAGUGGUACCGUGCCACUGCCAAAGCUCUCAAGACUAAUGCUUAUGUGGCUGCUGGUCUGGCAGCCAAUAAGAAGUACAGAUUCAGAGUUGCUGCCAUUAACAGCAAUGGCACUGGGGAGUUCAGUGAACCAAGUGCUGAGGUGGAACCACUGGAGAAAAUUGAAAUGCCUGACCUGGAGCUGGCUGACGACCUAAAGAAAACAGUGUGUCUCCGUGCUGGAGGCACCCUGCGCCUGUUUGUGUCUGUUACUGGUCGACCGACACCAGUCGUGGCCUGGAGGAAGACAGGGGUAGAACUGCAGAGCCGUGGUUAUAUUGAGACUACUGAUAGGUACACCUCACUGAUAGUGGAGAAGGUUGAUCGCUACGACUCUGGAAAAUACGUUGUAGAGGCAGAGAACCCGUCUGGAAAAAAGACUACCACCAUCCUUGUUAAAGUCUAUGACACUCCUGGCCCUCCAGGUUCAGUUAAGGUGAAGGACUACACCAAGGAAUCUGUUGUGAUCACCUGGGAUGUCCCCAGCAUUGAUGGUGGCGCUCAUGUCAGCAACUACAUCAUAGAGAAGCGUGAGGCCAACAUGAAGUCAUAUAAGACUGUAACCACUGAGUGCAGGAAAACCCUUUACAGGAUCACAGGUUUGGAGGAGGGUGUGCACUACUUUUUCAGAGUCCUGCCAGAGAAUAUUUAUGGUGUUGGUGAGCCCUGUGAGACAGCGGAGGCUGUACUGGUGUGUGAAGUGCCCUCAGUGCCUGUGACGCUUCAGAUUGUUGAUGUUACCAAAUCUUCUGUCACUUUGCACUGGGAGAAGCCUUUGCAUGACGGUGGCAGCAAUUUGACAGGCUACAUUAUAGAAGCCUGCAAGGUGGGCUCUGACAGAUGGAGUGCUGUGGCGACAGUUAAGGCCUCAGUGUCCCAGCACACUAUCCAGUCUCUGACGGAGAAUGACCAAUACCUGUUCAGAAUCCGAGCCACCAACAGCAGGGGGGCCAGUGAACCCAUGGACAUCAUCACUCCAGUGAUCAUCCAAGAGAUCAAGGUGAUGCCCAAGAUUGACAUGACGAGUAUCCCUCAGAAGAUAGUUCAGGUGCACCGUGGCAAAGCCAUCGACCUCAACAUCCCAAUAAAGGGCAAACCACAGCCGGUCUGCUCAUGGUACUUUGGCGGUGUGAAGCUGAAGGACACCCUGGACCGCAUCAAGAUUGACAGCAACGGGAAAUACACCCACCUGGUCAUCCGUGAUACCACCAUCAAUGACACAGGAGACUACACACUAGAGGUGAAGAAUGCCAUUGGCAUGGCAACCGAGGUUAUCAAGGUUAUUGUCCUGGACAAACCGGCUAUCCCUGUUGGUCCAAUGAAGAUAGAGGAAGUUGACGGCAUUUCGGUGACAGUUAGCUGGCAACCCCCAGAGAAAGAUGGUGGUGCCAAUGUCAGUGGAUAUGUCGUUGAGCAGCGUGAUGCCCACCGGCCUGGUUGGACCACCAUCUCAGAGUCAGUGACAAGACCCUGCUUCAAAUUCACUAGGCUCUCUGAAGGAACUGAGUACGUGUUCCGUGUUGCAGCCAUGAAUCGCUUUGGUGUUGGUGGCUUCCUGCAGUCUGAUGUGGUGGAGUGCAAGAGCACCAAGACUAUCCCUGGACCUCCAAGCAGGCCAGAGGUGCUUGAUGUCACCCAUGAGGGCAUGACCCUGACCUGGAAACCACCUGUGGACAAUGGUGGAUCCACCAUUGCUGGCUAUAUCAUAGAACGUAAAGAGGCCCGUUCUGACAGGUGGCUGAGGAUCAACAAAAACCCUGUUACUAUGACCAGGUACCGUUCCUCUGGACUGAUUGAGGGCCUGGAGUACGAACACCGUAUCACAGCCCUAAACUCUAGAGGAGCUGGGAAACCCAGCGAGAGUUCUGUCAUAACCGUGGCUAUGGAUCCCAUCGAGCCUCCAGGUCCUCCAGUCCAGCCUAGAGUCACCGACACUACCAGGACUUCAGUCUCUUUAGCCUGGCUUCCACCAGAAGAGGAGGGUGGUUCUAUCAUUACUGGUUACUUCAUUGAAAUGCAGAAGGUGGACCAGGUGGAAUGGACACUGUGUAACACUACCCCCACCAAGAUGUGCGAGUACACCCUCACCCACAUGCCACAAGGUGCUGAAUACAAAUUUAGGAUCAUCGCCUGCAAUGUUGGUGGCUGCGGAGAACCUGCUGAGAUUCCCGGAGUGGUUAAGGUUCAAGAGAUGCUUGAUUAUCCUGACUAUGAGCUGGAUCCUAAAUAUGAGGAGGGCUAUGUGGUCCGGCAGGGUGGAGUCAUCCACCUAUCUGUACCCAUUAAAGGUAAACCCAUCCCUACAUGCAAGUGGACCAAGGAUGGUCGUGACAUCUCCCAUCGGGCCAUGAUUGCUACUCAUGAUGACAUCACUGAGCUGGUUAUCAAAGAGGCGCAUAAAGAUGACACUGGUACCUAUGAUUUGGUGCUGGAGAACAAAUGUGGCAGGAAGGCUGUGUACAUCAAGGUGAAGGUAAUUGGUCGCCCAGAUGCCCCAGAAGGUCCUCUGGAAUUUGAUGACAUUCAGGCGAGAUCUGUGAGGGUCAGUUGGAGGCCACCGUCAGAUGAUGGUGGUGCAGACAUCCUGGGAUACAUAGUGGAAAGGCGGGAGGUGCCCAAGGCUGCCUGGUAUACCGUGGAUGCUCGGGUGACUGGGAGCUCUCUAGUAGUGAAGGGCCUAAAGGAGAAUGUGGAGUACCACUUCAGGGUUUCUGCUGAGAAUCAGUUUGGUGUCAGCAGAGCUCUAAAGUCUGAAGAGUCUGUCAAACCAAAGACACCACUUUGCCCACCUGAACCUCCCAGCAACCCACCAGAGAUCAUGGAUGUUACCAAGUCCACAGUGUCUCUGUCCUGGGCCCGGCCCCGUGAUGAUGGAGGCUCUCGUGUCACUGGAUACUAUGUUGAAAGAAGGGAAGUUUCAACAGAGAAGUGGGUCCGCCACAACAAGACCCACAUCACCACCACCAUGUUCAAUGUCACUGGUCUCAUCCCUGAUGCUGAGUACAUGUUCAGAGUGGUGGCUCAGAAUGACAUCGGACAGAGUGAACCUGGACCUGUUUCAGAAUCUGUAGUCUGCAAAGAUCCAUUUGACAAACCUAGCCAACCAGGAGAGAUUGACAUCGUCUCUGUCACUAAAGACUGUAUCACCAUCCACUGGCUCAGACCUGAGCAUGAUGGUGGCAAGGAGAUCCUGGGUUACUGGAUUGAGUUUAGGCAGGCUGGAGAGAGUGCCUGGAAAAAAUGCAACAAGGAGCGCUCAAAGGAUCGUCAAUUCACCAUGGGUGGCUUAAUGGAAGCCACUGAGUAUGAGUUUAGAAUCUUUGCUGAAAAUGAGACUGGACUCAGCCGACCUCGCCGCACAGCCAUGGGCAUCAAGACCAAACUGAGCGUUGGUGAGGCUCCAGCAUUGACCGAAGACAUCCAAGAUGUAACAACCAAGCUUGGAGAGUCUGGUACUCUGACUUGUGGCAUUAUUGGCAGACCCCUGCCUGAGAUUAAGUGGUACCGCUUUGGCAAGGAACUAAUACAGAGCCGCAAGUACAAGAUGAGUUCAGAUGGUCGUAACCACUCCCUUAACAUCCUAACAGACGAACAGGAAGAUGAGGGCCUGUACACCUGCAGGGCAAUCAAUGAGGCUGGAGAGAUAGAGACCAGUGGCAAACUGCGUUUGCAGGCAGCCCCCCAGUUCCACCCUGGCUUCCCCCUGAAGGAAAAGUACUUUGCUGGGGCUGGCACCAGUCUCCGUCUCCAUGUUGUUUAUAUUGGUCGUCCCAUCCCACAGAUCAUGUGGUUCUAUGGCAAGAAGCCUCUGAAUCCCUCUGAAAAUGUGAUCAUUGAAAACACAGAGAGCUAUACCCACCUGGUGGUGAGAAAUGUUCAGAGAAAGACCAAUGCUGGUCGCUACAAGGUGCAGCUCAGCAAUUCGUUUGGAACUAUCGACACUGUGCUACGUGUAGAAAUUCAAGACAAGCCAUGCAUUCCUGAGGGUCCCCUAGUUGUUGAAGCCCUGCUUAAGAGCUCAGUUAUCAUCAGCUGGAAGGUUCCCAGUGAUGAUGGAGGAUCCGUGAUUACCAACUACAUUGUGGAGAAACGUGAGGCCAAAGAAGGUGAACAGUGGUGCCUAGUGUCCUCCUCUGUCCCUGGCACCACCUGUCGUGUCCCCAACCUGACAGAGAAUGCUGGGUACUACUUCAGAGUCUCAGCUCAGAAUCAAUAUGGGGUCAGCGAGCCUCUGGAGAUCCCUUCAGUGGUCAUUAUCAAGAGUCCAUUCGAAAAACCUGGCAUCCCACAGCAGCCGUUCAUUAUCAGCUCCACUGCGGACUCCUGUGUUGUCUGCUGGAAGCCUCCGAGCAGUGACGGCGGAGCUAAAAUCACAAACUACUAUCUGGAGAAACGUGAAAAGAUACAGAAUAAGUGGAUGUCAGUAACCACCAAGAAGAUUGUAGAGACCAGCUAUGAAGUAACAGGCUUGAUUGAAGGCUUUGAGUACGAGUUCCGUGUCAAAUGUGAGAACAUUGGUGGUGAGAGCGAAUGGAGUGAGAUCUCUGAACCUAUCAUCCCCAAGUCUGACCAAGCUCCUCGUGCUCCCACAUUCAGAGAGGAGAUCAGAGACAUGACUGUCAAAUACCACGCCAGUGCCACCUUUGUCACUAAGGUGGUGGGCUAUCCAAAGCCUUCUGUGAAAUGGUACCGCAGUGGAAAGGAGAUCUUGGCAGAUGGAACUAAGAUCAAAGCCCUGGAAUUCAAGGGAGGCUACUACCAACUUGUCAUCACUGCUGCUGAUGAGAAUGAUGCCACAGUUUACCAAGUUAGAGCAACUAACUCCUCAGGAUCCAUCUCUACUACAGCCAACCUGGAGGUGGAAGUUCCUGCUAAGAUCUAUCUGCCUAAAGAGCUCCAAGGAAUGGGUGCAGUCCAUGCUGUCCGUGGUGAUCACAUCACCAUCAAGAUCCCCAUCUCUGGCAAACCUGAGCCAGCAGUUACUUGGCAGAAGGGUCAGGAGAUCCUCUCCAACUCUCCUUAUCACCAAGUCAUCACUACAAGGUCUUUCACAUCCCUUGUAUUCCAGAAGGGAGUCCAGAGGAAGGAUACUGGUUACUACAUUAUUACUGCAAAGAAUAGAUUUGGAAUGGACAAGCAAACCAUUGAGGUGAAUGUAGUUGACAUUCCUGACGCUCCCAAAGGGCUUGUGGUCAGCGAAAUUGCAAGAGAUUCUAUCACUCUUACCUGGGAGCCCCCUGCCAGUGAUGGUGGAAGCAACAUUGUUAGCUACAUUGUGGAGAAGUGCCCCACCACCAGUGACAGGUGGAUUCGUGCUGGACAAACUGCUGACUGCAGUAUCACUAUCAUCAACAUAUUUGGAAAGACCAAAUACCAGUUCCGUGUUAUUGCUGAGAACCAGUUUGGCCUGAGCCCUCCAUCUGAACCAACCGAGCCCAUCACCACAAAGGAAGAUAAGUCUGUGAUUAGGAACUAUGAUGAGGAAGUGGACGAAGCAAGAGAAAUUACUAAAGAGGAGGCUCUUUUCUACAAGGUAAAGGAACUCUCCUCAAAGUACAUCAUCUCUGAGGAGCUUGCUCGCUGCCAGUUUGGUGUGGUACACCGUUGUGUUGAGAUUGCCACAAAGAAGACCUACAUGGCCAAGUUUAUCAAGGUCAAAGGAACUGACCGUGAGUUAGUUUUAAGGGAAAUUGAGGCCCUUAAUCUUGGAAGGCACAAGAAUAUCAUCUACCUGCAUGAAUACUUUGAAAGCAUGGAGGAGAUCAUCCUCAUCUUUGAAUUCAUAUCUGGAGUUGACAUCUUCGAGCGCCUUGGUACCAGCAACUUUGAGCUUACAGAGCAAGAGAUUGUCCGGUACCUUAGACAAGUCUGCUCUGCUCUCAAGUUCCUGCAUAGCCACAAUUUUGGCCAUUUUGAUAUCCGUCCAGACAGCAUUGUGUACACCACAAGGAAAAGUACCAACAUUAAGAUCAUUGAGAUGGGCCAGGCUAGGCUUCUGGUGCCAGGAGAAAACAUCAGAAUGAUGUUUUCAGCACCAGAGUACUACGCCCCAGAGGUCCACCGCCAUGACUUGAUCACAACAGCCACUGAUAUGUGGUCUGUUGGUGUUAUGGCCUACGUUCUACUCAGUGGCCUUAAUCCAUUUGCAGCAGAGUCUACAACAAAGAUGAUUGAGAGCAUCUCCAACUGUGAGUAUGUCUUUGACAGUGAGGCAUUUAAGGAUAUCAGCCUGGAGGCUAUGGACUUUGUGGACAGACUUCUUGUCAAGGACAGGAAGCUUCGCAUGACAGCCCAUGAGGCUCUGGAGCACCCAUGGCUCAAGAUGAAGAUUGAGCAUGUUAGCAACAAGGCGAUCAGGACACUGAGGCACAGAAGGUACUAUCAGACUCUGGUAAAGAGGGUUGAUACUAUUGUAUCAGCAGCUCGUGUGGCAUAUGGUGGUGCUUUCAAGAACCAGAGGGGAUUGGCUGUUGGUAAAGUGAAGAUUGGAACUGAGUACCAUGGCCUCCGUCCUGGUCCAGUCAUGCAUGCCUCAGCUGAACCAGGUGGUUAUGCAAGAUUCACUUGCACCAUUGCCAACUAUGACAAGAGUACACAGGUGUCAUGGUACUUUGGUAACCAUCAGCUACACACAAGCCACAAGUAUGAGAUUACGUAUAGUAAUGGCUUUGCCAGCAUCUACGUAAAGGACAUUGAAGAAAGUGAUGAUGGUGUGUACAGGUGCAAAGUGGUGAGUGAUGAUGGAGAAGACAGUGCUUAUGGAGAGCUCUUUGUUGAGACAGUGAGGAGCAUUAGAGAGCACUAUCUUAGCCGGUCCAUCAAGAAAUUAAGGAGGAGAGUUGACAAGACUAAACUUCUGCAGAGACCACCAGAGUUCACUUUGCCUCUCUACAAUCGCACUGCAUUCAUCGGUGAAGAUGUGCGCUUUGGUGUUACUGUUACUGUGCAUCCAGAGCCUCAUGUAGUUUGGCUUAAAAAUGGUGAAAAAAUCAAGCCAGGUGAUGAUGACAGCAAGUACACAUUCACCAGUGAUAAGGGUCUAUACCAGCUCAUGAUCCAUAACCUGGACAUGACUGAUGAUGCUGAAUACACUGUUAUGGCCCACAACAAGUUUGGAGAAGAUAGCUGCAAGGCCCGUCUCACUGUGGCACCACAUCCUAUGAUGGAGGAAACUAUGAGGCCCAUGUUCAAACGUCUUCUGGCUAAUGUUGAGUGCAUUGAGGGACAGAGUGUCCACUUUGAGCUCAGAGUCUCAGGAAUACCACCUCCUGAUCUGAAAUGGGAAAAGGACGGUCAUCCCCUACAGUUUGGUCCCAAAGUGGUUGUCAUACAAGAGGACAUUGACUGUCAUAUCCUUCACAUUAGAGAGACUUUGCUUGAGGACUCUGGUGUUUACAGAGUUACUGCAACCAACUCUGCUGGCACUGCAAGCUGUCAGGCAACACUGAAGGUUGACCGCAUUACCUAUACAAGGAGAGAGUAUAAGAGUGAGGAAGAGAAAUACACAUACAUACAGAAACAAAUUGAAAAGACCAACAAGAUGGCUCAGAAAAUUGUUGCAACUGAGGAGCUGCUACCUCUUAAUCCUACUGCUCAGGAAGCUCUCAAAUAUGCUGCAGAGAUUUACAAGCCAGCAGUGAGCACCAAGAAUGUUGAGGGUGAAUUUGACAUCACAGAUGAGAAGUCAGAGACCAAGAAGUUGGAAGAGGAGAGGAGGAUCUUCAUGCCCUAUGAAAUUCCUGAGCCUGUGGUUCAUGAUCCCAGAGUUCUGGAUGAAGACAAAGGUAUCAAACAGUUUGUACCUCUGUCAGACAUGAAGUGGUACAGAAAGCUGAGAGAUCAGUAUGAGAUCCCAGAGAGGAUGGACAGGAUUGUGCAAAAGAGGCAGAGACGUAUUCGUCUGUCCAGAUGGGAGCAGUUCUAUGUCAUGCCCCUCCCUAGAAUCACUGACCAAUAUAGGCCAAGAUGGCGCAUUCCAAAACUCACUCUAGAUGAUCUGGAGACUGUCAGACCUGCACGCCGCACUCCCUCUCCUGUAUCUGAGGUGUCAUUCAGAUCUAGGAGGAGAUCUCUGGGAGACCUUAGUGAUGAGGAGCUGUUCAUGCCUGUGGAUGACUACCUUUCCAUGAGGAGAAAAGAGGAGGAAAAAAUUAUGCUGGAUGAUGAACUGGAGCUUGGCUUUUCAGCCUCACCAGCUGGCAGCCCAGUCCAUAUUGAGCGGCGAGCGAUGGAACAUGAAGAAAGAAGGCAGGAAGUUAGACAUGAGAUUGUUGAGGCUGCUGAGACAAAGAAGAAACGUACGAUCUCUCAAUAUAUGAGAAGGAGAAGGUCGCUGUCACCCACUUACAUUGAGCUGAUGCGUCCCGUUUCAGAACUGAUCAGACCGCCACAUGCUAGGCUUCCUGUGGAAGUAGAGGGAGAGAUCGUGGGGAGGAGGUCCCCUACCCCAGAGAGAACCCGUCCCCGAUCUCCCAGCCCCGUCAGAUCAGUUGAGAGGACAUCACGUUCCUCCUCUAGGUUUGAGCGGUCUGCCCGCUUUGACAUCAUGUCUCGUUACGAGGCCAGAAAGGCUGCUCUGAAAUCUGAGAGGAAGUAUCAGUUGGUCAGUCAGACACCUUUCAGCUUGGACCAUGCUCCACGUGUGACUGUUAGGAUGCGUUCUCAUCGUAUCCCAGUUGGUCAAGACACCAAAUUCACCCUGAACGUACAAGCUAAGCCAGAGGCUGAGGUCAUGUGGUUCCACAAUGGAAGUGCUAUCUCUGAAAGCAGUGAGAAAUACAUCUUCACGAACAUGAGUGGUGUCUUAUCCAUCACUAUUCUGGACUGUCAGGAAGAGGAUAGUGGCACAUAUCGCUGUGUAUUUUCCAACUCCAAGGGAGAAGCUUCAGACUACGCCACCCUGGAGGUGUCAGGUGGUGGCUACACAACUUUCGCUUCUCGCCGCAAGGAUGAGGAAGCUCCCAUAGCACAUGUCCCUGAAGUCAGUCGAAUUGACCACUACCACACCUCCCACUUCAAAGCUGGUUAUGCAUCACAGACCCACUUUGAAGUAGAAGAGAGUAAAUCUAAGUUAACCGAGACACGUGAGGUACUCAUACAUGAAAGAUAUGGCGCCUCCUCUGAGAGAUACUCCUCUGCUGAGAGAUAUGAUUCAGCUAUCAAGUAUGCUUCCACUGAAUACCUGUCAUCUAGUUCAUCCUAUUCAUCAGAUAAGUUUUCUCUGACUGGGAAGCACACCACAUCUGAAGCUAAACUCAAAUCAUCCGUUGUUACUGCUGAUGAGGAAGUUUCUCUUCAGAAAGCAAAACUUUCUCUUCCAGCCAGAAUUCUCACUAAGCCCCAGUCUGUGACAGUUGAGGAGGGAGGAACUGCCAGAUUUUCCUGUGAUAUUGAUGGUGAGCCUGCACCCACUGUAACAUGGAUGCAUGAAAGCAGAACUAUUGUCUCAUCCCACCACAUUCAGGUCACCACAACCCAGUACAAAUCCAGCCUGGAGAUCUCCUGUGUGACAGCCUCCCAUGAAGGCAGUUACACGGUGGUGGUAGAGAACUCAGCGGGCAGACAGGAAGCUCAUUUUACUUUAACCAUCCACAGACCAACUCCCAAGCAGGAAGUCAAAACAGUCAAAUCCCCUGAGCCAUCUCUGAAGUCACCCACUCCAAGUGUAAAGUCACCUGAGCCAUCCCCUGCUCCCUCCAUAACAUCCCCUGUUCCCAGUGUAAAGUCACCAGAGCCUAGUAUCAAAUCUGCUGAGCCCUCAGUUAAAUCACCAGCUCCAAGUGUAAAAUCCCCUGAACUAAGUGUAACAUCUCCUGCUCCAAGUGUGGAGUCACCAACACCAAGUCUGAAGUCUCCAGAACCAGAGGGAAUGAAAUCUCCUAAGAGCAUAAAAUCUCCUGAACCAACUGCACCCUCUCCUGCACACAGCUUAAAAUCAGCUACUCCAAGUGUCAAAUCUCCUGAGCCUGAGGGACUUAAGUCACCACGGGGUCUAAAAUCUCCUGAACCACGACUCAAGUCACCACCACCAAUCAAGCAUCCAGGGUCACUGGAACCUGAGGAAGUAAAAUCACCCCGGGGUGUCAAAUCUCCAGAACCUACAGGAAUCAAAAUGCCAAGAGGUGUUAAGUCCCCAGAACCUGCUGGACCCAAAAUACCAAAAGGUAUUAAGUCCCCAGAACCAACAGGCAUUAAAUCACCUCCCCGAAUGAAAUCUCCUCCUCCCCUCAUGUCCCCCAAGAGAGUUGUGUCUCCCCCUACUGUAAAAUCCCCAAUCCCAAAACCUCCCAAGAUCAUCAGUCAGCUAACAGCAGAAGCCUGUGAGGGCUCAGUGAGGAUGUCCUGUGUCUGUGAGAGCAGCGUAAAAGAGGUGGUGUGGUAUGUCAACGGGAAGAGGCUUUCACAGAGCAGCCACUUUGAGAUGCACUACACUGAGGGCUCCUGCAGCCUUCUGAUCCAUGAUUUGGCAGACCGUGAUCAGGGAGAGUACACCUGCGAGGUGACAUCAGAAGGAGGAAUAUCCAAGUCCUCUUUCAGCUUCACUGGACAGGUGUUUCAAUCAAUUCGCAAGAAGAUUACAGCUUAUUAUGAGCAGCAGAUGGCACUUAAAGGAUCAAUGUUGAUGAGUCACAAGGAGUCAUCAUCAUCAUCAUCUUUGAGCUCAUCUACGAUGAUAAAGAAAGAAAUCCACACAACGGAGGAGUCUUCCGCCUUUUCUUCUUCUUCCCAGCAGGCCAUGAUGUCAUCCAUGAUGGAGUCUAGCUCCUUCAGCAGCAUGGCAGCUGAGAUGAAGUUUGAGACCAUGUCCAUGUCCAGCAUGUCCUCCGUGACAUCUGAGACAUACGCCAUGAGCUCCAGUAGCCUCACAGAGAUGGCCUCCCACAUGGAGGGAUCACUGAGAGCUCUUGGUUCUGCUCCAAGGAUCGAAGCUCUCCCAGAGGACAUCAGCAUUGAGCCAGGCAAAGUCCUGACAGUUGCCUGUGCCUUCUCCGGUGAUGCCAGACACAUUGAGUGGUCCCGUGGCGGCAAAACAAUCCAGUUGACUGCUGACGGACGCUUCCACAUUGAGACCACUGAAGAUUUAACCACCCUCAUCAUCACUGGGGUGAAGGAAGAGGAUGCUGGAAGCUACACCCUCAAACUGUCAAAUGAGCUUGGAUCUGAUACAGCAACUGUUCAAAUUAGUAUUCGAUCGGUGUAGAAAAAAAUAGCUCUUCAGAACUUCCCCUUUUUCCUUUUUUCAUGUCUUUUUAUUUAAUCAAGCAAAAGAAUCUACUUGAUAAAGAUCUGGAUUUCUGUUCUUGUAUAUAUGAACUAUUUUUGUACCUAUCUUGACUAUAAUUUUUGCCAAACUAGACUAAAGUCUAAAGUUGUUAUAAAUGUGCCAUAUUGGAUAACUAUGACUUAGGAUUUUUGAUCCGUUAUUCUGUGACAUGUACAUAAUGUAUAUAGCCGAAUUUACCGGUUAUGGAAGUGUAUGCAUUGUUAUUUAUGACAAUAAUAUUAACUGAAGCAAAAUGAAACUAUAUAUGGUUUAACAGGAGAAAGUUUCACCAGGAACGAAUACCCUGUUAAACUAAGAAACUAAACUUUGUGCCUCAACGAUAAGUUGAAGUCUUAAGAUUGCCUCAACAGGUAGAGAGGCUCCCUGUUGAUGUUAACUCAAUCAGAGACAAAACUAUGAAUACACUGCUGGAGAGAGCAGUGCUUUAGCAUUGUAACAGCAGCGUGAGAUCCUGAGUGCUGUUUGCAUUUACCCUCAUGUAAACAGGACGACUGGACCUCGUGCUCCGACUGAUUCUGUCAUACUGCCAUUUCAUUGACAUGCUCAGAGUGCAAGCGGCCUGCACUCCAUGAGCACAAGUGUUUCCUGUUUGUUUUGUGCUCUGCGUCUGGCAAACAACCACUGAUCAGACUCUUCUGUCGUACCAUCAACCUGGCCAAUCACUUUAAAUAAGAGUCCCUCCUGUGCUCGUUUGCAGAGACAGAGCUGUCUCUUGGAGGUGUGCAGUGUGUUUGUGUGUUAGUUUUUAGAAGUUCACUGUCAGUCAAGCUGGGUGCUGCAAAGCAGAAGUAUGAAACCAACUACUGCUGCAUUCAACAAAGAUGGAUUAAAGUGUAGUCCCACGUGUCGCCCUUGCACUUGAAGGGUUUGAUUGAAGUUUGAGUUGUAGUGUUGACUAUUUUCGCAACCUCCUUGAGUCUUUCCUCCAAUUAUUUCUUUAAUAAAGCAUGAUUAUCAGCACUA